CUUUGUUAUAGGCGGGAGCCUUAGAUGAUAUACGGUAAACCUGCGAGCCUUCCAUCGGCCCGCCAUGGGCGUCAGAGGGCCGGAUGUUUACAAGGCGCCACUUCCGCGCCAGCAACAGCGUCUCUAUGGUAGGCGGCGAUGACCGCCGAGAGGCCCCCGUGCGCCUGCGCGAGCCGGGCCCCCUUAGGCCGCUCCUGCCGCCACCGUCACCGUAGUCGGCUGCGUUGAGCGGGACCGGCUGGUGGAGCCGAGGAGCGCAGCAGCAGCAGCAGCCGCCGGCGCCCCGCCCCGUCGGUCCCUGUGCGCCACCGUGAGGGGCCGGGCCGCCGCCUCCUCCUCCUCCCCCUGCCCUUCCCCGCUCCCCUUCCCCGCUCCCAGCCGCGCCGCUGGCUCCCCGGGGGUUCUGCGUCGGCAAAUGGUUGGGCCGGAGGAUGCCGGAGCUCAGGGCGGCGCAUCCUUGCUUCCCUCGGGCCGGGAGAAGGAGGAGGCGGCGUCGCCGGAGGAGGAGGCGAAGGGCGGCAGCGGCGACGACGACGACGCGGAAGCGGACGGCAGCCGAGAGGGCCCCGGGGCCCGGCUGCGCUGCUACCUGGCCGGCAAGAGGCCGCCCAACGGGGACGCCUGCGGCGCAGGGAGGAUGACCAACGGGGACGCCGGCUUCCUCCUGUCGCCGCCGCCUCCUCAGGGGGGCACGUCGAGCCCCUCCGAGCCGCCGGCUUCGCAAAGCACGACGCUCCACAACGGCGGCUGCGCCUUUUUCCUGCCGGUGGCCCAGAGCGCGGUUGCUCUCGAGGAGGAGCCGCCGCCUCUGUCGCUGAAGAGCUGCGGCCUCGCCGCCGCCGCCGCCCCGGCCAUGUCUCCCUCGCCCUCGUCGUCGUCGUCGUCCGCUUCAGGGAGCCCUUCUCCGGCUUCCGAGGAGGCGGAGAGCCUGGCCUCCCCGUCGGCGAGGGCUCUCCCGUGCCUGCCCUCGCUGGCUUUCAUGGACAUCAACCUCAACUCCCGCAACACCUUCGAGGUGAGCCGCCGACGCAGCGCCCCGGAGCAUUUGCAGCCGCAGCAGCCGCCGCCGCCCGCCCUCGCCUCCGGCGCCAAUGCAGCUGCCGCCGCCGCCGCCGCCGCCGCCGCCGCCGCCGGCUCGGAGCAAGGGGACCGGGCGAAGCGGCUGGGAGGCCUCGCCAGCUCCAGCUUCGCCGAAUUCUUCACGAGGUGAGUGACUCACGCGGCCGCUCCCCGGGACUCCUGCGGGGAAAAGGGGCUGCCGCAUGCGGGAGGAGAGCGUAACCUUGUAACUUAAUAGGAGAGAAAACCAGCCGGAAUCCCCCUCCCCACCCGCUCUGGAAGCAUGCUUUGAAACGGUGCCGGAGCUGUCAUUUUAAACCUUAAACCUCUUGCUUGAGAGUUGUGGCCAUUACGGUCAAGGUGUCUUGACUCUGUAUCCCUUCAGAUCUAUUUCCUGCAGUGUCCUCUCCCAGGUGUGCUUUUUUGCCCAUCCCCUUCCCUUGGUUAGUAUAAUUGUAGCUUGGUAUAUCCUUAAGUCUUAUGAAGCUGAUCUGCAACAAGAACUCCUUUUUAAAAGUUAAAACGGUUGUGAUAACUCUUUUGGAAGAGGAAAGUAGCAGUGGCCAAGGUAUGCUUAAGCACCCUUUGUGAUGGACCUGUUUUUGAUGAGAAGAUUUUAAAGAUGAGGGGGGGUGUGUGUGUGUAAAGAACCUUAAGAGAGAAUUUGCCCUUGUCUUACUGAGCUCAUGGGUAGCCUAAAUCCAAAGUGUGGUCAGUCUGGCAUAGUGGUUAGAGUGUUAGACGAGGAAGGGGGAGACCCAGGUUCAAAUCCCUGUUCACCUAGUGACCUCUGCUCACUGGGUGACCUUGGGCCAGUCACCACAUCUCAGCCUAACCUACCCUGCAUGCUUGUUGAGGAUAAAAUGGAGAAAUGGGAGAGCUGUUUAUGCCACCUUGAACUCUUUGGAGGAAAUGUGAGGUAUGAAUGUAAUGAUGCAGUAAUAAAAAACUUUUUUUUGGUAUCUUAUUUAAUGCUUAUACAUGAAGGAUGACAUUUUCUAUGAUGCUUUUGUCUCUACUCAAUUGAAUCUAUUUGACUAAGCAUGCAGAAGCAUUUUAUGCUUUUCAGCUUCACUAAUCUAUUUUCUGAACUGAAGACUACCAUGUCAACAAGAAAUUGUGACAGCGUUCUGUGCAAGGUAGUUGAGUCUUAAGUUGUUUCCUUUACUACGCAUAUCAUAUUGAAUACUAAAGCUGCCUCUUGUUGCAUCUUUUCUCCUAUGUUUGAUUAAAUAGUUGUCUAGUUAGAAAAGAAAGGGAAACAAUUCAGCAUAGUGAUAGUGCACAAACAUUUAUAUAUUGCUCUUUAGUAAAAUAUUGUUCUCAGGUGUCACAAAAGAGGAAUGUAUCAUGUACCUGCCCAAGUAUACACUGCUCUUUGUGAAAUCUUUAAAGGACAUGCCUUGAUAAACAGACUUAUAGAAUCACAAGAGCUGGGAGGGAUCACAAGGGUCAUCUAGUCCAGCCCCCUGCAAUGCAGAAAUCUUUUCCCCAAAUAACUAGCACAUAUUUGAUUGGGCUUGUCUAGUGCCUUUGCAUUUUUCUGGAGUGACUAUCCAAGAACAGUUGAGUAGCCACUGGGAGCAAUGCUUAUUUUGUCUAGUUAAAAUGCUAAUGGCAUUCUAAUAACUUCCUGCCUUGUGCAUAUUUCGUUGUUCCAAGUUGAACAACUGUUAGCCAAGAAUGAAGUAAGGUUUUGUGGCUAUGUUGUAGCCUGGACUUGAAGAAUCAACACAUUUUUAUACAUAGCUGGUUUCUCUGGUCACAAUGAUGGAAGACUUGAUGGGUAUUGGGAUUGUUACAGUGGAAUGCAAGUAAUAUACCAUUUUAAAUUAUUCAUUUCUCCGAAGGGGUUUUAGUUCUCUCAUCUGCCAGUUUUCAAAAAGCAUCAUUUGCUUCCUGGAUAUUGAAACUAUGUCUUAGUACUGAUUGUUUAUGGCAGAUACUCGAGCUGAUUUUAGCAUUUUGGUGUUAUGUGAAAUAAUGUUAGGGAUACCUUAUUCUUUCCCACAUACUGUGGACUCUGUGUUACACUUGUAAGGCAUCUGACGGGGUGCAAAUUAGUUCCCUCAAGCUUAGCAUGACUGAAAGGGCUGGGAGGUGCUAGAAUGGACAAGCCCAACUGAAUAUCCCACAGAUUACAAACUGUUAUGUCAUUGCCCUGAUAGGAUUGGUGAAAGUGUUGCACACUGAUGCUGCAUCAUAGUGUGUAGGUCUUGUGUUGGGUAACCAUUAAUAUCAUUCUGUUAUUUACUGGUAAGUUUUUCUAGUUUCUCUCUGGCUUGGCUCUCACCACACCUCAAAUGUGUUUGAACAGCUACUCUAGUAUUAAUUACUGGUUUGACUUUUCCUCUCUGCCAUUUCAUAAUACAGCUUUGUGUGGUAGAAGAAGGUGCUAGUGCACAUUUCCCUAGAUGCCAUUAUCUCUUAACAGGCGGUUGUAGGAUUGUACUGUUGCUAUCCCUAAACUCUAUUCUGAUCUACUUUUUAGUACUUCCUUCAGUAUCCUUCAUUGAUGUUUUCUGAUUGCAUUUCCUGAGUAUAAGUAAAGUUAUGAUGAUAAUUUAUUGGGGAAAUUACUCAGAUACCAAAAGUCUGUGUAAAUAUUGGGUCUUUAAGAUUCUAAAGCCAUCACAAAAGUUGGUUGUUCUCAUUUUGUAUUCAACAAUUUUUUCAUGGUCUGGCGAGUUCCAAUAGGAAAACAUCACUUUAAAAAAUGCUUUUUAUAAAUAUAGGUGAUGAUGUCAAGUAGUUUCAAGCUUUGUUCAUAGAACAGGAAGAGAUGCUAUCUUCCAUUGAAUCUCUGGGAAUAACUUGGAACGCUCUUUGCAUUUUCUUAUGGCUAUCUUUUUAUGGUUGUGACAUGCUGACUUGGUUCAGAUGACACAGUAAACUAUGGCUUACUGAGAUUGCCCAGACACCCAGCGAGGGUGUUUUUCCCCAGUUUUGCACUACACCAAGUCAAGUAAAAGUUUGGCUUAACGUGUCACCUGAACCAAGACUUGCACUCCAUGUCUAACCUUGAACUGUAGCCAGGGUUUGUAGAAAAUGAAUGCUGUGGGUUGGUUUUUUUAAAGUCCAUAAAAAUGGAGCAAAUUUAUGAUCUGAUACUUGUGAAACUGACAGAAUGAAACUGACAUAGCUACAGAUAAAUAUCAGGCAAGCUUGACAGCUAGGGUAAUUCUCUGAUGCAAAUUACUGUAUCCAAAUUACCCUAAUUUGUAUAGGAAGCAUCUUUCAAUUCAAAAUAUUCAGGGAAAACUCACAUCACUGUUCUACCUACAACCAACCACAUUCCUUUUGGAGUUUUUUGGUCAACUCUGAGGAGACAUGGUAGUUCAGAAGCUUACAACUAACAUGAUGUAGAAUAGGAAUACAUUUGCUUGAGUUAUAGCUUGUUAAGCGAUUCACUGCUAGUGCUUCUGUGUAAGUGAGACAUGCAACAAAAUAAUUGUAGUGUGGAAUACUCCUUUUCAUUAUUCUAGCCACUCUAUUCUGUCUCGUCCUCUGUUUUCUAUCCUCUCAAUAGUCAAGGCAGCAUUUUGUGGCCAUUGAGUGUGCUUAGUCCUUAUUGAGCCGUUUGUGAGGUUCCCUCCUCAUGUUUUUUCUUUUAAGGUUUUGUACUUCUGCAAACCGUGUGGUUUUUCUGAGUCCCUUGAUACCUCCCUCUUGUGCAUGGGUGGAGCUAUGUUGAUACUUGCUGAAUUUUGUAAAUGUAAGUGGUGAUCUGACUUUUAAAGAAGAUACAAUAUAUCUAGGUUAAUUCAUUUGGUUAGGUCAGUUUUACAGCUGAAAAUAGAGGAACAAACCUACCAAAUACUGUAUCUGCUGAGUCUGAAUUCUGGAAUCUGUAUUGGAAGCUGGUUAUCUCUGACCCAUGCAUUGUAUUAGUAGUGGAUAAUAAUUCUCUGUCCCUGGAGAUUGACUGGUGAGUGUCUCUCAAGCAUUCUUCCUAGCAAUUGCAUUACAGCAUCUUUAGGGGUCUCAGGUUCCGAGGACACGAGCUUUGUGCCACAACCCUAUUACUAAUUAAGCACUGGGAUUCCUGGUACAGAGACUCAUAACAAUUAGGAUGUUAAAAUUAGGACUCAGUGAAAUAAGUUAUAUUUCAGUAUUUGACAUUUUAAAAAGCCAUUGAAUCUUGCUCAGAAGCUUGGGGCAACUGUGUCUCAGUAAUGACAUUGUAUUUUGAUUUCUAGAGGGUUAAGUAUUGUAUUUUGAAUAUCUAAAAAUCUGAAAAUCAUUGUUGGGGCACUUAAAGUAUCCUGCCAUGUGAGUACUGAUUGGGGCAAGUGUUUUUACUUUUUAAAUUGGCUUACACUUUUCUGAUUUGACAUCAAGCUGCUUCUUUUCAAUACUUUUAUUGAACAUUCAGUAUUAAUCACACAGGGCUGCACAUUGACAUUUUGAGCUUAUGAACAAAAAAGACCACUGAGUAAAGAAAAGCAGAAAUGGCUAAAUAUAAGUGUUAAAAGCUACAGUAUGCUUUCUUGGACAUCUUAUGAAGACUGUUUCAAACAAAGAUAUCAAUAUAUAAAAUAUAUGUUUUUCUUAUACUAGCUAUUAUACCUUUCCUGUAUUACUGUGAAAUCUGUAACUAUGAUUUCAAUCCUAAACACACCUACUAGGGAACAAACCCUGUCGAACAUGGUAGAAUUUCUGAGUACAACAUGCAAAAUAUUUCAUUUCCCAUUGUUCACUUUUUAAAAACAUAUCUAUUAGUGCUCUAAGACAACAGAGAAAUACACAGAAAUGUGUUCUAAAUAGUCUUACCUGCUUUAAAUGGAAUGGGUGAGAAAUUGUUUUCCACAUUCAAUUACAGGCUUGUAUGAGGAUAGUACUCCACAUAACCUACUUGAGAAGUUGUUAAACUUGAAUGUUGAAGUAGUAUAAUGUGCAGUGGCAUGUUUCACUGUGCUCUAGCUUGUAGUUGUGGUUCUUUGGGAAUCUAAUUCUGUUCCAAUUAAAACAAAUUAGAAUGACACAAAUAGAGGCAAAAAGCCACAAUUUAUUUUCUUGGUGGUCCCCUGCUAUUGUACACUAACAUUGCCAUUGUUAGUGUAGUUCUGGUAGCAAAGACGAAAUGAAAUGUUUUGAAAUUUAAAUUGGUAUUGCUCAUAGAUGAAACUUUCUCCUGGUAUAAAUGUUUCUCUUUCCUAUAUGUGGAGGCAGUACUUACCUGUGUGCUGAAUUACUGUCACAGUAUUCUUUUCACCUUUGUUUCAACUGGACAAUGCCCUGGCCUGCCAGAAAUUCAGUUUAUGUGUAGGGGUGAAUAGUAGGAGCUAUGAAUGUUUUCCCCACCCUGGGUCGUCCCACCCCCCCAACUCUGCAAACUUUAGUUAGUUUAAAACUAACUUUGAUUUUCUGUGUAACUUUUAAAGGAUGUGUGGGGAACCUGUGGCCCCCAGAUGUCGCUUAACCACAACUCCCUUUAUCCUGGCCAUCGGCCAUGCUGACUGAGGUUGAUGGGAGUUAAGGGACAGGUAUCUGUUGGAUCUAAGUUCCCCACACCUCUGUUACAUGUUGGUGAGAGUUGUUUCUCUAGAUCUGCAAGUUAUUUGUGUCUUUAGUUCUGUGCACAGUUAAGUAGAAGCAAUGCAUAGGACUGUAGUACAACAAUGGGAGUGUCUGAAGAUGUCAUAUACUAUUUAUUGUCCCUGUGAUGCUCACCUCUCAUUUACUCUUCUUCCACAAUUUGUCUGUCCAUCUCUCCCUCUCCCCCCAAUGCCCCCUGCUGCAGCAGAUACAGUGGUACCUUGGGUUAAGAACUUAAUUCGUUCUGGAGGUCCGUUCUUAACUUGAAAUUGUUCUUAACCUGAGGUACCGCUUUAGCUAAUGGGGCCUCCUGCUGCCGCUGCACCGCUGCUGCACAAUUUCUUAACCUGAAGCAAAGUUCUUAACCCGAGGUAAUAUUUCUGGGUUAGCGGAGUCCGUAACCUGAAGCGUAUGUAACCUGAAGCAUAUGUAACCCGAGGUACCACUGUAUAGGGGAUGAUGUGGCAGCCUUGAGUGUGGGGAGAAUAAACUGAUAAAAAUUGCUUAACACUAUUGGAUACCAUGCUUACAAUUGCAGAUAUCUAAGGACACGAAUCCACUUUCUUUUUCAGGGUAGCAUGGAAAAUUUAGUAAAAUGGGUUCAUUAUGUAUGAAAAUUUUGUUUUGUGAUGCAGUGAUGGCCUAUUAACGUGAUAUAAAGCUUAACUGCAUCUGAAGAACCAGCCAUGCCUCCUUAUGAUGUGCAUUGGUAAAGGCAGGGCUUCUACCUUAAUUACUUUAGAGGUGCAUUAGGGGCAUACUUAAGAGCUCUUCGUCACUUUUUACUUUGACGGAAUGUCUCUGCAAGUAAUUCUUGGUGAUAGUGUUUGAAUGCAGGGACAGAAUUCUCUGCUGUGUUUCUACUUUUUAGGCUUCUUCCUGUGUUUCCCUUUUAUCUCUGAUGUUCUAAAGAAGUAAUGUAACAAGCACCAGUGUAAGUUUCCCUUUAGAGUUAGACAAUAGAAAGUAAAAUACCAGUGAUGGUAAAAUACUCUAUGGUUUUAUGCAGUGCUUUUUUCUGGGGGACACACAGGGGUACGCAUACCCCUAAACAUUUUGUGAAUCUUUGUACUUUUGUCCAUUUACUCUAUUUAUUUUUCCUGAUUUGAACUAUAAAAUGGUGAUUUUCUUGAGUCAAAAUGAGAAUACCCCUAAACAUUUUUUUUUAGAAAAAAGCACUGGUUUGGUUUUAUGUAUUUUUUAUUGUAAGCUGCUUUGUUGUUUCUUCGUGUGAAAUAGCAGUUCAUACAUCUUUUUAAAAAUAAAGAAAUAAAAUAAUUUGUUACCAGUUGGAUACUUGUAAUGCGGAAUGGUAGCUUAAGUUGGACAGACUCCAUGUGUCUCUUUCAGUGAACAGAUAAACCUGGGAGUAAGAGCCACUAUUCUGACAAUGACAGCCGUCUAGUUCCAAGGUAGUGAUGAGGCUGAAACUAACCACAGGAUAGCUUACCCAUAUUGCCUAAAUGCAUCUGUUAAGCAGGUGGCCCUUUUUUGUUAAUUGCAUUUUAUUAUGUUUUGAGAAGGCUGUGUUGACAAUUCUCUUAUGGGGCAAACUUGAAAAUGAGAAAACUCAGUGAGAUGAGAAGCAGGACUCAUUCCAUCAGCUCUUUUGAAAGGUCCCUGAACUGUUUCCAUCUGGUUAUAAGAACUAUUAAAUUUUAAGAAUUGGCAGCUGAGUUUGCUUUUUUCCUCUUUCCCUUGUAUGUUAUGUCUUUUAGGUUGUCAGCCUGCAGUGCAGGCAGGGUCUGUCUUAUUUAAACAGACUGUAUAUGCAAGCCGCUCUAGGAGUCUUCCUGACUGAAGAGCGUGGUACAAAUGCCCUUAGUAAGUAAGAGAGGAAGAAAUAACCUCAUCAAUAAGAAAUAGCACACCAUUUAAGAGGGUACAAAUGGACCUGCAACAUUCCUAUUGUAAGGCUGUUAAGUGAAAUUAGGAUUGCCAACCCUUGCUGGCAGCUGCUUUUUCUUUUCUACAUCUAACAACCUGCUCAUUGGGUGACAUAGGGCACGGGAAUCAACAUGACCCCCUAUUAAUGUUACCCCUGCUCCCCCCCCCCAAUAAUUUAUGGUUGUUAAAGGUGCAGGAGCAGAGAGACCGGGACUUUUCAAGUUAAUUGGCAAGCCUAAAGAGUAUCAGUGCCAGAGGGAGAAGGAAAUUCAGCAGAUAAAGUAGAUUCAACUCCCUACAUCUUCUUCCUUUUUUCCUGAAGGUUAUCCUUCAGCUUCAAUAGCUCCCGGAAGAUACCCAACUGCUGUGGUCUUUGGAGAUUUUCUCCUCUUGCCCCACAUGCCACAACUGUAUGAUGUCGUUCUCUCUACAUAGAAAGUCAGCAUGUUGGAGAGGGCUAGGCUACAGUCUCUCCCCCACCCCCAUACUUGAUUUCUUUGUGGGACAAACUUAUUACAUGGAAAAGCAUACUGCCAUGUCUGUCUGUCUGUCUGUCUGUCUUUCUCUCUCUCUCUCUCUCUCUCUCUCUCUCUCUCUCUCUCUCACACACACACACACACACACUCAAACUGUUCAUUCAGACAUAGCCUUACAACUUUCCUGAGAACUAGGCCAGGGAACUAGGAAAAAAUAACAUUUAAACUGCACAUUCAGGCAGUUUAGUGCUGUGUUUUGUUAAAUAUAACAUUGCUUAUUCCUCUUCUUGACUUUGAUCCAUUACAGGUGUGGGGCAUCUGUGGCCCUCCAGAUGUUGCUCAACUAUGGUUCCCAUCAGCCCUAGCAACCAUGGCCAAUAGUCAGGGAUGAUAGGAUUUGCAGUUCUGCAACCUCUGGAGGGCCAAAGGUUCUGCACACCUGGUCCUGCUAGUUAAUGUUAUAACAGAGAACCACAACCACGGCUGCAGAUUCAGCUUCACUCAUUUAUUCUAACCUAGGUUAAUGCACAUUUUAAGUGCCCGGUUUUUACGGUUCCUUUGCAGGUGCUUGCCAGGGCAAGUGAGUGGGAGGUUAAUUCUGGACCAUAACCUUGGAUUAGAUGGAGCAGAAGCAAUGUUAACAGCAAGAAUAAAACACUCUGAACUACUUCAGCUUUGUGAAACAAAGUUCAAAUAGCUUCAUUAUGUGUAAAAGGUGACUUUGUUCUGUGUGUGUGUGUGUGUGUGUGUGUGUGACAUAAUACUUGUACCUUUGGAACCAAAACUCAGGUUAGAUUUAGAUGUGACUUGCUCUACUGAUUUCUUAACGACAAACAUGUAAGCAGUUCCAUGGGUCUGGGGACUAACACCUAAAUGUGCAAGAAAUUGUCAGCCUGUACAUUUUGAUUGUUCAUUUAUGAAAUAGUGGGUUGGGUUUUUUUUAAUAUAGUCCCCUGAAGAUGGCUUACACAGUACAAAAACAGAAUGCAAGAAGUUUACAAUAGGAGCAGCAUUAAAUAUUUCAUACGUUGGUCACUUAAAACAGAAUACAAUUCAUUCACCCCUCCAUGACAUGUCAUUCUUUCCCACCAAACCAUAGCUUUUCUCCCUGCAGAGUGUUCUCUAGGGUUUAACAUGUUGCUUCAUCUGCAUAGUGGCAAAGUAAUAUGUGUUGUGGGGCUUAGAAGCUUUGGGGCAGGGCAGAUAGUGACGACUGAGCUGGAUAAAUAAGCCUCAUGUUGCCAUUGUGCUAUCAAGAUUUAUGUCCAUUUACCAGUGCCUGGAUUGGCAGCUUAGAUACGGCUGGGAGUACUGGUCUGCAUAGAAAGAGCAAUAUAGCACCAUAAUGGCUGCUUAUGCAUACUUUCUUCACCUUUCCACUUUCCUCCCCCUCCUCCCAUGUUCAUGCGCCUUCCCUGGCUUCGUAUCUGCUGCCAGUGACAAGAGAAAGUCAGCCUGUUGACAUCCAAGGCUGUGCAGAGAUGCCACAACUGGUUGCUGUUUAUGUGGCCAGGCUGACUUUGAUAGGUGACGAUACCCUGUUACAGGUGCUACAAAAUGCAUUAUUUGGACCUGAAAUAUUGGGGGGGGGGGGCUGGUUUGCUUGCUUAGUUGGGUGACUAAUGUGCCAAUGCAGUGGCAAUUCUUUUUAUAAAAUUAAAAAAUGUUAUACACUGCGUCUGCUAGAGCAGGAUACCUUUAGUUGAAUGUUUCUUAAACGCCAUGACGGUAUUUUGAUGUUACAGAAAUGGCAAAGGUGUGCCUACAUUUUCAUAGAUGGUGAAAAAAACCCAUGCUUUCUUGGUUCACCUCUUUCUACCUAGUAUAAAUGCCAGUUAAAUUACUAUUAGACACUAAAACAGCUAAAUCAAAACUACUUAAUCACUGGAGCCCAUUCAAAUAUAAAAUGUUCAUGAGAGCAGAAUAGCAUUUGUUGCAUCAACUUUAGCUCUUCCAGCCCUGAACAAAAUAUAUGGACUGUAUAGCUAGGCUGAGAUUGGAUGGAUUCACCAAGGUUUAUCGUUUGUAUUCUGUGUAGGUGACAGAUUUCCCAUCACUGUCUAGGGGUUUUUGCAGUGAGGGAUAUUCCUCUCAUGGACUUGCUUGGCAGGCUUCUCUGCUGUGGUUGCUUCUUUGCAUUACAACAUUCGUCCUCCUCCCACAGAACUGGAAUGUGUAUUUUCACUUUCCAAUAGAAAAUUAUGGAAGGAAGACUAAUGCUACUAUUCUGUACGUGUUACCUAUUUUUUGCCAACAAAAAGGAAGCAAGAAGAACAGCCCUGUGUUCUCAGUUGGAAAGGAAAUAUAGUUCAUAAAAUUAGUACUUGUACAUCAGCCUUGUGAAUAACUAGCAAGCAGUGUUUGAAACUCCCAUUGUCCUUGGCACAUUUUGCGACUGGGAAUUUCAUUAGCAUGAUCAGUUUCUGAGCUCUGGGCGCAAUACUGUGCCUAAGAUUUCAGAUUAAAACUGCAGUGGAAGGAAAGGAGGACCCUUUCCUGCCUCCCCAAUUCUAGCUCCUCUCAGAAGACUGGAGAAGAGACCCUCUUAAGAAUAUUAGGGGGGUGGGCAGGGGAAGGACUAGACCAUGUGAAAAAUGAACAUAAUAUUUUAGCUGCAGUUCAUUCAUUUUCAGCUUUGUAUUCUUGCUAUAAAAAAGCACUCCUAGACAUUCUGGGGGAAGGCUGUUGCUGCUCACACAGAAUGGGAAAUUGCUCACCAGGCAUAAAUGCUUCCUUGCAGAACCAGGUAGCCAACUAAAGAUACAUAACCAUAUAACAUUGAUUACACAAGCUCAAUUUCAUGUCGAUACAAGUGCUAAAUACUUGCCAAACAUGUUACUGUUUCUCCCUGGAACCUGUCCACCCCCCAGACUGUGCAUGGAUUAUUUUUGCUGCCAUGCCCACACAUUUAAAUCUUACAGAAACCACAAUCAAAUUUCAGAAUCUAGUCCCAAAAAUACGGUAUUUCUUAUUUAAAGAUGGUUAGGCAAACUGGUACUUGUUUUUUACUUGUGCAUGUCUUCCUAGCCCUUUCUCUGCUAGAAUGUAUACCUUGAAGCAAAAAGAAUACACUGAAAUAUCACUAUUUAUGUUUAAUGAUAAUAGGCUUCACUCUAAUGAUAAAGGGCCUCCCUUCAGCAAGAUGCUAUAAAUCAGAAAUCUUUAACAGGGAGGCCAUUCUUUCUUUUAUUUUGCAAACGUGGACCAAAAAGUAAGAGUAACUGCUUACUUCAAUAUUACUUGGCUAGGAGAUGGGACUUAGGUCAGUUUUCUUGCCAACUCCUUUUCCUUACAGCACGCCAUACUCUUCUCCCCUUAGACUUGUUCUUCCAUGGCUUGCCUGGGCCACCCACCCACCUCUCUCCUCUGACGUGGUAGCAUUGGUGUGACGUGGGCUGCAGCUGCAGAGCAGGAUAGUUGAUGUGAUACUCUCUUGUCGUGUCCUGACUCCUUCUCCACAGCUUACCUGGAGCCCCCAGUCACCUACCUCCUCCUAAGUGUUGUGCUGUUAACUAGGCCUGACCAAGGGAAAGUUUAAAAAAUAUUAAUUUCAUAAGUUUUGACAUAGCAGUCUCUUUCCCUCUUCUUACCCCCCCACCCCGAAAAACAGUCUGUAGAAAGUAAAAGGUAAAGGGACCCCUGACCAUUAGGUCCAGUCGUGGCCGACUCUGGGGUUGCGGCGCUCAUCUCGCUUUAUUGGCCGAGGGAGCCAGUGUACAGCUUCCGGGUCAUGUGGCCAGCAUGACUAAGCCGCUUCUGGCGAACCAGAGCAGCGCACGGAAACUUCGUUUACCUUCCUGCCGGAGCGGUACCUAUUUAUCUACUUGCACUUUGACAUGCUUUUGAACUGCUAGGUUGGCAGGAGCAGGGACCGAACAACGGGAGCUCACCCCGUCUCGGGGAUUCGAACUGCCGACCUUCUGAUUGGCAAGUCCUAGGCUCUGUGGUUUAACCCACAGCGCCACCCGUGUCCCACUCUGUAGAAAGUAGCUGUGAUUAAUUGUUAAUCUUGAUAUUUAGGUUUAAGAAAUUGACAUCAACUCCAGCAAACACACCUUCAGUUUUAAACUUCUUUGUGCGUUUUUUAACAGGAACUUCUUUGCUAAAAGGACAAAGGAACUCAAACCUGCUGUCCACAGUGCUCCUGGCUGGAAGUUGUUUGGAAAAGUCCCACCGAAAGAAAACGUACAGAAAGACUCCAAGAUAAUUCAGCAGGUGAGCAUCUGUAAAAUGAUAUGCAAAUCUUUUCCCAUUUUGUCCUAGGAAUUUCAUAGAGCAGACUUCUGUAAGGUAGUCCUGCUUAAUGUUAAUUUAUUUACUAGGGACUUCCACUCCUGCUAGUGUUGCUUGCCUACCCUGCCAACCCCACUGUCCCUCACAGGUCCUUCAGCCCUCCCAGACCCCUCACAGCUACUUCAGCUCCCCACCUGCCACCCCAUUCCCCAAUCUUCCUCUCCCAUGGUUUGCCCCAAACUCUCCUCUCCCCCACAGACUGCUGGAAACUCUCUCCUCCCCACCCUUUCACAGAUCACCCCAAUCUCAAGAUCCUGCUGCUCUGCCCCUUGCAGAGGAGAGGGGAAUGAAGAGGAGAAAGUCUUUCUCCCCAUGCUCUGUGACACCAGCAGAAUGAAGUGUGUGGUUGCCCGGGGUGAAGAGGAGACUUCUCUUCUUCUCUCCCCUUUUCUCUGCAGGUAGCAGUGGGAUCUUGAGAUUGGAGAAGUUAUCUGGGGAUGUGGAGUGGGGAGGUUUCAGUGAAUUGUGGGUGGUGGUGGCAGCAGCAGCAAGGGUGGGGAGCAUGGGAAGACCUGCCUGCUUGCUCAGCUGGGCUGCUUGCACAUUCAGACCCCUAUUGUGGGUGUAAAGGAAAGGUUGGGUGCCGGGUGGUGACACAAGGAGCAUGGAAAGGUCUUCCUGGGCUACCUGCCUGCUCGCUGUGCUGGUUAGCCCACUCACACCCUCAGCCUGCCUGCUUUGCUGGCUGAAUCUGCCUGCUGUUGCCGUGUGACUUGCAGCAUGGCCACUUUUUUCCUUACAAAAACAUUAUGUAGUAAGAUAAUCAUUUUUACCCUGCUCUUCAAUCCUGAAGAGUUCCCACAGUACCUAAAACCCGUGCUUUUUUUCUAAAAGAAAAUGUUUAGGGGUACUCUCAUUUUCCUACUCAUGUUGAAAUACUGUCCCUGAAUAAGGCCAAACUUAGAUUCACAAAAUGUUUAGGGGUUUGUGUACCUCCAGAAAAAAGCACUGCCUAAAACAAUUAAAAGAAACUGCAGCUGAAACUUUUCAAGAAUAGUUUUGAGUAUAUGUUUGCCUUAACAAAUGGAUGGAAAUGUAAACAGAAGUUGCUAGUGCUUUGCGGCAGUCACUUGUAGUUGAAUAGUUUACUCAGAACCCAUAAAAUAUUUUAGUCUGCAUGCAUAAGAAUAAUAAACUUUCUGUAUCUGUGGAGGUGGGGAACAACUAAUUUGGAUUAGAUGAGUCAUAAAAUGAUGUGGCAGGGGUUCAAAUUAUGGCUUCAAUUUAAGUUUAAAUAGAUAGGGUAGUUCUUGCAUAAAUGUACAAAUAAUUGCACAGUUGUUGCUUGGUAGUUGCUUGUGUGAAUGUAGUCCAUUGAAGAGAUCUAUUGGUAGAAUAUAUUAAAUCAAAGUAAUUUAAAUCUGCAAGAAAAGAAUGGCUUUAAAUUAGUUUUCCUAUUCUGAAAUAAAUAUAUUUCCUGAAACAACAUGCAUCUUAGCUAGUUGCUAGAACAGAGGAUGCUAUUCAACGUUAGUUAUACUUGGGCCCAUUGUAAUCAAAUAUGUUGCCCCUUCCGAGUGUGACACUCAUAGUCUUUAUGCAACCUAGAAACAUAAUCCAAAAUCUAUACUUUUUGCACUGCAGAACAGUCUUGGUUUAGAGACUAGGUACAUUUAUAGUCAUCUUGAAUCAAAUCCCAUUGAACAAAGUGGGUUUUUGGAUGGGAAUGGACUGUUAAGAACUUUGUCUGGAAUUUUGUAGAUGUGUACGCUGGUUGUUAUUAGGCAGAAGUAAAUAUCUGUGGUGUGUGUUUGGUAGUCCUAAAUAUUCCAAAUUUGCAGCUGAACAAGUUGCAGAACUCAAGUAGUCUGCUUGUUUAUGAAACUUGUAACUCACACUUCACUGGCUGGCUGGUAUUGCUACAAAUAUUACAAAACUACCAAAACACUAAAACAGCAGUGCAGUGCAAGAUAAAAUGGCUAACCAGUAAAUUUAACUGCAGUUUAAUUGUGAGCUUAACCUUGCAGCAGCAGUUAGAGGACACACAAGAAAUGCAAGAUUUCUCAUAUGGGUUUGGUGGAUGAUACUGAUGAGCUAUGAGUUGGCUCUCAUGAAACCUAGAGCCCUUGACAACUUCCUGAUCCCAGUCUGGAAGGAAGCCAAAAAUAUGACUUUGUUAUUUACAGUAUUUCAUCUUAGACAUUUUGCAUUACGGUUCAUUCUUACACAGAAAAGCAACUAUUAACUCCCUCACUCUCUCUCUGUGCUAAAUGGGGGCAAGUUUUUUACAUGUAGGCUUUAAACUACAUGCCCUUUCAGAUUUCACUGGACUCCCAACUCCCAUGGUCUCUUACUUUUGGCCGUGCUGGCUGGGGUUGAUGGGAAUUGGUGUCCAGCACCCCUUGCUCUAUGGGUUUUAUUCGCUGUUGCCUGUGAUAUCCCAUUCACACAUGCAAGCUCUUGGCACAAAUACCCAUGUUCAUUCAGUGCUUCAUGACUUAGUGGCUGCAGCGUUGACUAAAAUUGUUCCUCUGUCCUGGUGUAGUGAGUAUCUGCUUGUGGGACUGAUUUGGCCCACCAGGGCUUCCCUUUUGGCCCACAAGGCUGUUUUGACCAACCCAUGCCCAGCUGCCCUGGUAAGGCGGAUCAUUGCUGUGUAAGACUGCAGCCCAAAUGGGACGAUAUGGUGGGGCAAAUCUGGCCUGUGGGCCAGAGGUUCCAAAGCCCUCAACAACUAGUUGAUUGUCAGGUGCUUCAGCACUGCACUUUGAGAUGUGUCCAUCACCUGAUGUCAUUGUGACAUCAGAGUGACUGGUAGCAAAUUUUGGGGGUAAGCGUGGGAUUGUAGGGGGAGGAGAGGAAAGUGAAGUUCUGUUGCGGAAGUGGAUGUCCCACUUGUGUUCAGACAGUGUUGGAUACAAUCCUUUGUCUGUAAUUCCUGAAAGGAAGAUAAUCCAUUAUUGUGUUCAAGCAAGGUGUCUCUUACCUUUGCAUAGAACUUCAGUAAUGGAGAGAAUGAAAUUCAUGUUUUUAAUCUCUACUGCCAGUCAGUGUUUCAACUUUUGACCCAGUGUUGCUGUGUUACUUUCCAUGCAACACUAAGGCAAAUCUGACUGUUAAACAACUGUGUAUUGGAUGCAUACCAUUGAGACGUGCAACUUGCUUUCAGCUGCUAGGUUGUUAAAAGCAAUGGUUAUGCUGUUGUAAAUGUUCAUUUUGUUCUUAAAAAAAAAAUCUGAAUAAAAGCAAUUGGUAAAGUGCAUCUUCACUUGUGAAAAAGCCAGAAGAUUUUACUUGAAUCUUACUCUGAACCAUUUUCCCAUCAUCCAUUUUUAAUAGCUUCGUUUGAAGUUUUAACCUCAAUACGUUAUUCAUACUAUGGUCUCAUUUCUCAGUGAAUAAACAAGCCAUUUACUGUUACCUUGCACUUGAACCCUAAAUCUAGUAAAUCUAUAUAUAGUAAGAUAUUCUAAAAUUAAAAGCUGAAGCUGAAUACAGACACUAUGAAAUUAACUUACAUGCAGAAGUGCUUUAGUCGUAGAAGUUAAUAUUUCAGAUAUUGAAGUUGGAUGUAUUUAUCAUUGUGAUGGAUUUUGUUAAUUGGAUUUUUAAAUCUCUGGCACAACACAUGUGGCUAUAUACUGUCAUUGGUAAAAAAAAUAAAAGCAGUAGUAACAUUUUUUUCUGCACCAUAAAUGUGAAAUGCAUUUUUUGUACUUAAAUACAGCAAAUAAUACAUAAGUUUUAUGUUUUAACUUGCAUAUUGUUCCUUUUGUUCUAAUAUUUUCUUUAAACAGGAGUAUUACAUUUUCUGAAUGCAUGGCUUAAAAGAGUUAUGCAUGUAUCUUAUGCUUUGUAUAGUUAGAAAGUGGUUUAUCACAAUGACAACGAACUCAAAAGUCGUUGCUUUUGGAGGCAGAGAAAUUGCUCUUAUGUAACUUAUUCUCUUUCAAUCCAGACUCAUUGAGACUUCCAGGGUUUCUGGGAAAGCAUUCAGCUGACUUCUAGAAAUAGUUUGGUGUUUAGAAAAUAGUGAAUCAAAAUGCAGAACACUUCUGUGGAAUGUGAAUGAUUUCCUGUAGAGUAGCUGUCAGUGAGGGUAAAAAGCAUAUUACCAUUGACUAAGGCUGCAUUCCUAGGUACACUUACUUGGUAGUAAUCCCCAGUGAAGUCAACAGAACUUACUUCCAAAAAGGCAUCCUUAGGGUUACACUGUUUAUGAUUUGGACUCUUGUAAGUUUACAAGCAAAGCUACAGAAAAAUCAGUUAUAUCAGAGGUCUGGUCAUGUUUCAGUUGCUUUGCUUCAGGAUAAUGGUCAGGGUCCAGGGUGCUAUGAAAUUAGUUUCGAUCACUUCUCCAUUCCCACUUCCUCCUUUUAUUUCGUCUGUUCUCCUUUCCUCAUUUGUGCUGCAUGACAAUUUUUAAAACAAAGAACAGUUUGCAAUAAUGUCAGAAAGGUUGUUCAAAGAAAAUAAUAAUGCAAUCCCAGUGGAACAUCUGUAUCACUCACUAUUUGCAUGAGACUAAGCAGCUAUUUUGAUCUCCACUGAAGAAUCAGGCAGAGCCAUCCUACGGUUGGGUAGGGAGGAGCAAAGGUGGAAGAACUGCCAAGCCUGCGCCAGCGGAGCAAAAUAAGUGUGUGUGUGUGUGUGUGUGUGUGUGUGUAAUCUGCAAUCUGCAUUUUCCUUCCCCCUGUAUCUUUCAUCUUUUAAAAACUUUGCUUCCCAUUGGUUUUCCCUCACUCCAGCAACAUGUCAAGCAGGGCCGUCUUAACCAUUGGCGCUAGGGGUGCACGGCACCCGGGCGCUGGGUUCUCAGGGGCACCAGGCCGAGAGUCUGGGGCCAAGCGUUGGAGUCUGGGGAAAAGCUGCUAACAGCCGAGCAGAGCAGAGCAGAGUCUGUCGGAGCACCACGGGGUCUUCUGCUGCGGGCGGCUCUUUCCCGGACUCCAACGCUCGGCCCCAAACUCUCACCAAGCCGCUUGCAGCGCUCCAGCGGGCUCUGCUCUGCUUGCCUGUCGGCUCUUGCUCCAGCUACAUGGCGGCUAACUGUUUCGGCACCGUGCCCAGAGCACCGUAUAAUGUGGGCACUGCAUGACACAUCCUGUUGCAUGCACCGAGCUGCAGGUUCCUUUGUUGGCUUUUCCGCUAUCGGCGCACGCUCCCAGCACUGCCUAAGGUGGGGUGACAGCGCAGAAUGACAGGGAAUGCAAGCAGCAGCAGAGGAAACAUCUUCGGGCGGGAUCCGCUGACGGCAGCAACAAAACCUGACGAAUAGGAGUGCGCGGAUCCCAUCCAGAGAUUUUUCCUCUGCUGCCACUUGCAUUCCCCAUCGUUCUGCGCUGGCACCUCACGUUGGGCAGCACUGGGAGCGUGCACCGACAGCGGAAAAGCCAACAAGGAGCCCUCAGCUUGGCACACGCAACAGGAUGUGUCGCGCAGCGCCCACACUCCGCGUGCUACACGUGCGGCCAAAACAGUUAGCCGCCAUGCAGGGGGGGAGGCAGCGGGUGUACAGCGCUGCGACUGUGCCACCCGACAUUCUCCCCCCCAGCAUGGAACCUGCACCCACCUUCAUAUGCCCCACAACCCUUCUAAAGGUAAACAACUAUUUCUUUUAAAAAAGGUGAACAAUUUUGGCGGUUCUCUCCCUUAAAAAAGUCAACAACUUUGGACAACCUAGGGGCGCCGGGCGGAUCUUUGCACCCCGGUGCCGCAUAUACUUAAGAUGGCCCUGAUGACAAAUGUCAGGUCUGGAAGUGGUUGCCCACGAGUAACCAGACAGGACUCCGACCUGUCUUUCACAGGUUUUAUUGGUGCAAACUAUUUACAGUGCAGAACCCCAAAGUUCAUGUCCGUCUCAGUCACUUGCAGAAUCCGGGAGUGGCCCCUUCCGGUUUCUCCCCCAACAUAAGAACUUAGACACCCCAAAUCUCCGCCUCCCCUCCUUACGUUUCACCCCUCUGCGCAAGCUGGGUGACGGAAACGGCAUGUCUGUUUCCUGGCCAGCUGGGCUAGGUGAGGCUCUUGGGCUCUCAGUCACAUUUUCGAGCCCUCCCCUCGCCUGGCUAUCCACUUCCCGCUCUGCUCCACUGGAGGUGUGGCUUCCCUCGUUGCUGGACGAGGAGCUGCUCCUCAGCAGCGUUGGAGGCUCUCUGUAUUCUCCUCCCCCCUCCCCUGUUGCAGUGGCAGUCCCCUGACAUCAAGUAUAGCACACUUUGCUUCCCUGACACUCCCUUGAAAUACAUACUCCUGCUGCCAGAGAACCGAAGGCAGAAGAGUAACAGCAUCAGUGAUUUCAUUGAUUGUAACAAGGUAGUCUCUCUUUGCCUGCAGAGAGGAAGAUCUGGAAAUUUUUAUGGGCUCAGAUCCCUCCCAGUGUCCAUAGGAUUGUGCCCUUUAAAAAAACAAUCAGUAUAUUAUCUGGCAGAAAAAAAGAAUACAUUUUUCUUCUUCUGCAUACAACCACUUACUUCUAAAUACUUGUCAUGGUAUCAGCAUGGAUUGAAAUAUGUGAUGAAUAGCAACAUUUCAUGUUUUUUUCUCUAUCUGAAAAACUUACGUGGUAGACUGCAUUCUUUAAAGUGCCUCAUUAGCAGUUUUUGUUUGGGAUGGGAAUAAUUGCAGCUCCUAAAAUCAGCAAUGUUACUUCCUUUUUUAAAAAAAAUAAGCUUGACUUUUCUCUCCUUUUUGCUCACCACUUCCUUUUAUUUCUCUCACUGUCCUGGUAAUCUCUCACUAUACAUGUGUAUGAAAUUUUAAAGUUCUUUAGCAAUCUCUAGAGUGUCAGGCUUCCUUAGAAAUUGGUUUAAAAGCAGCUGAAUGGUACUAGUCAUAGGAAAUUGGACAGGGUGUCUGUCAGUGUUCGAAACUUCCAUUGUUCUCAGUGCAUUUUGCGACAGGGAAUUUCAUUAGCACAAGCAGUUUUUGAGCUCUGGACACAAUACUGCACCCUGAGAUUUCAGAUUAAAACCGCAGAGUGGAAGGAAAGGAGGACCCUUUUCUCCCUCCCCAAUUCUAGCUCCUCUCUGAAGACUGGAGAAGAGACCCUCUUAAGAAUAUAAGGGGGGUGGGCAGGGGAAGGACUAGACCAUGUGAAAAAUGAACAUAGUAUUUUAGCUGUAGUUCAUUUUCAGCUUUGUAUUCUUGUUAUAAAAAAGCGCACCUGGACAUUCCAUUGUUGCGCCCAUAACCUAAAUUUAAGGUGCUAUUUGGCUCCUAGCUUUCAUCUCUCAGUUUCUAACACUGCAGGGUGUCCAAGGGUGGUUUGAGCUUUAGUUUAUUGAAUAGUGGUAUUUCUAAAAAGCAAUAUGAUAAGGACACAUUGGCUUGCUAUUUAAAGAAAAACUCGGUCUUUCUGUCCAAGCUCCAUGGAAUGUCUAAAAUAGCUCAGCAAAGGUGAUGUUAAUUGACACUUUCCAAUUAAAUUGUUUGGAACAUUCAUACUGAUCCUAUGACCUACGGUAUUCUGUAACAUCUGUUACCCAUAUAAAUGAGCAUGGUUUAUUGCCCGCAAACAAUGAAGAUCAGUGAAAGUAUGUUAAACCAGCAACUAAGUAUGUUAAACCAGUUAACGGAGUUCCUUGCUUGCUAAUACAACCUACUACGACACUGACACAAUGUGGGGAAAUGUUUAUCCCAUCAGAGAGGUGCUUCCAAGGUUAUGGGAAAAGAUUCCUAGAUAACUUGGUGCGCUUGGCGCGUGAGCUUUUGCUAUCAAGAUUCCUGGUAUCUUAGUUAAACUACCUAUCCCAUGUUCAUAGACUUUUUGGAAUAAUGUUGCCAUAGUGGGUGGCCGAUCUGUCACUAGAUCUCCCAAGGACAAAUGGAACUGGAGAUAAAUUUGCUGGGCCCUGGAAGGCUGCUAGUUGAUUUGCCAAACAAUGUUCAUACUGAGGUCAUUUGCUUUUUCUGGCAUGGCGAACCUCUCUAGGUUUGAAGUAUACGUUUGGUCACCUUGCUAUUAGUUUGGCAGGGUUUACAUCUUAUUCUCAGUAGUCCUUGUUUCUGCCCCUCCUGAUACGUGAAGACAUAAUAUUAGUCAAUUUGUACAGCCUUUUCAGUACUGCUUCAGGUGUGACGCAGUCUGUUUUUGUGUUAGUUACCGUAUUUUUUGCUCUAUAAGAUGCACCAGACCACAAGACGCACCUAGUUUUUGGAGGAGGAAAACAAGAAGAAAAAAAAUUCUGAAUCUCAGAAGCCAGAACAGCAAGAGGGAUUGCUACACAGUGAAAGUAGCAAUCUCUUGUGCUGUUCUGGCUUCUGGGAUAGCUGCGCAGCCUGCAUUCGCUCCAUAAGACGCACACACAUUUCCCCUUACUUUUUAGGAGGGAAAAAGUGAGUCUUAUAGAGCAAAAAAUACGGUAUGUAGGGAGCAAUCUAAACUCCUCCCUGGCACGAAAGGGGUUUUAUGGAGUGGCAAGACCACCACUGCAUCUGCAGCUGUGCUGCGCAUGGGGGCGAGCAGGCAGAUUGCUGUGCCAGUCUGGAGCUGGAGCAGUGAUCAGGCCCACAUGGGGCCCAAGGCCACUAUGUGGCAUCAGCAGGGAUGGAUUGGGAUAUACCGUAUUUUUCUGUGUAUUACACGACCCCUAUUUUUUGGGACUCUAAAUUGAGGAAAUGGGGGGUGAUUGCCCAGAGUUGUUGAGCUUCUAUGGGGGGGGGGUGCCAACGAUCGUUCACCCGCCUGACCGUCGCUGCCAAACAAACGCCUCUACGAAGCCACCGAUCGCCUGCUCGUUCGCUGCCAGCAGCCGCCAAUCGCCAGCAGGCCUUGCUGCACCAUCCAAUCACCCACCGAAUCACUGAUUGUAAUCUACUGCUUGCAGCCACUAAUCGCAUGUCCCCCUCUGCACUAUCCGUGUAUAAGAUGACUCCCAAUUUUUAAGAAUUAAUUUUAAUAUGAAAACCUUGUCUUAUACACGGGAAAAUACGGUAAUUUAUCCUGGCCAGCUCAGCUCGACUGCUUUCACUCCAGAGGCCGUGGCCAGUGGAAGGCUGGUAAGAGACCAGCAGCCCUGUUGGGAGGGGUUUGAUUUGGGUGGAGGUGCAUUUGCCCAAUCCAGCCCCUGCCAGCCUGGCCCAAAGGAGGUUUGAAUUGCUCUGCUAGUUUAGGACAUUGGUCCCUUGAUGCAUCUUUACUGCUGUGCCAAAUGCUUCUUAAACAGAAAUGAAUGCUAAGAUAGAUCUGAAUUUAAACAUCCAAAUCAUUUCCUGUCGACUUUCUUCCCUGCUUAGUCCUCGUGGAACCAUUCAUUUUAGCUAUCUAAAACAUAUGCACCUCACUAAAAAGAUUUAAAACUAGUAGAAUUUACAUAUAAGCUUAUCAAAAAUACCAGAGAGAAGCCAAAUGUAUGUUUCCACAGAUGUUACCUUUUAGAGUGGGCCUUUCUAAUUGAGAAGAUCUGAAGACUGCUGGCUAGGGCAUGACUUGGCUAUGAAGGCCGUAACGGAUUAUUAUUUUUGUCCUCUUUACGUAUUAUACAAUCUGUGCCUUAAACACUCGGUGGUUUUUUGAUAGAAGCUUUGAAUUUUAGCUUUUAAUGUAGAGUAUGGGUAUAUGUCUUAAAUCUGCCCAAUGCCUCAAUCUCAGUCUGCAUUGGAAUUGAACAUGAGCAUGCUUGAAAAAGCAGUACGCACUGGUGGUCCAUAUAAACUGUAAAGAAGAACAUAAAGUUUGCAUGCAUGUUGCUGUAUAUUAAUGACUGUCAAUUGUUUCUCUAAGGAUUUACUUCUGUUUUUCUCAUUAGGAUGAAAGUUCUGGCAGUGUUGCAUCAGUAUCUACACUCAAUCUAUUAAACACAGGGGUAUGAAAUUUAAUAUUUUUCUAUCACCUUAUAUGCCAUGCAUGGGAUCUUUUUAGCAAUCAUUGAAUUAGAUGGCAUAUCACAUAAUUGUAGCAUGAGUUAACAGUACUAACUCAUCAAGUCACUGAAUACCAUUAUUGAAAAGCAAGUUUUACUCAUUUCCCUUGUUCACAGUUUGCAAAUUUGAUAUGAUUUUCUUUGUUUUGUUUCUUUCAUUUGAAAAUGUAUCCAGAUUAAUUGUUGCAGUUGAAUGAAAUAUUCAUUCUUGUUCACUUAGCAUGUGGCUUUCAGCAAUUUUUAAGCAAUAGUCUACAAAUGUUUUCAGCAACUUCACUGACGUCUGGCUGUAUAGUGAAAUUAAAUAAUUGCAACAGUUUCCAAUGUUAAAGGUCGCCAUUCCAAGUGGACUGGUGAAGGGAAAAUAUGCCAGAGUUGAGCUUGGCAAAGUCUGAAGCUAUAUUAUAGCGCAAGGAGAACUUCCUUAAAAGCAAAGGACUCUGUUUUUUUUCCUUGACUAGCUUACUCAUAGUAAGCUCUUAUCCAUGGAGCAAUACCAUUGUAUUAAGACCAACUAUUGCUCUCUGUUCUGCCACUAUUAUCUAUGAGCAACAAGCCUUGGUGCUUUUCUAGAUAACUGAUUAAAUAAUGAAUACGCCAUCUAAAUUGGGGUGCGAUCAACUUAAAAAAUGUGUACCCCUCCGUUCUCUUGUUCACUCAAAACUCAGGGUGGCUGUAGAUCACUGCUUAUUAACAUGUUAAACUAAAUUCUCUUAGUAUCUUGAACCUUAAUCCCAGCCCAGUCUAAAGUAGUAUGUAUUUGAAAAGCCGAUUUUCAGGCCGUCUUGACUAAUGAGUCAUUUAGACGUUAUUUCCUCUUUCAACCAUUUAAUCCCCUAGUUUCUAACUAUUCAUUUGUUUAGUAGCUUUGGAUAGGGAACAGCCUGCAGUAAGAAUAUUGGCAUUUGAAUGGGGUCAUGUCGGAUAGGAGUCCUAUUUUCUCCUCUUCGUCAAAUACACUACUAGAUCAAAGUGUCAGGAUCCCCAUCUGUUAGUAACAUAAUUGGACACAUGCUGAGAGAAUAAAAGAAUAUUUUGGCAGAUGUAAGAGAGCUCAGAUUGUUGGAGCUAGUCCCUUUCCUCCCUUUUCUUCCUGUUUAUCUUGGUUAUGUUAAGCAUGCUUUUCUGCCUUUAAAAUAUUUGAGUGCCUUUCUUUGAAUUAUUAUUAUUAUUUGCUUGUUAAGGCCUUAAAGGUUAAAAAAGCGCAAAUGUUAACCCUAAAAAAAUGGAACACCCUUUCCCCCUCCUCUGUGUGUUUUGUUGCUGUGGGGAUGGGGGUGGAGUGGGAGGAAGGAUGGCAUUGAGUUGCAGUGCCUUGUGAAUCCUGACACUUGAAUCUAUUGGAACUUGAUCAUCAGUAGCACUGAAAUGAUAUUGUUUUCUUUAGAGAGAGUGGAAAUGCUGAUAGGCUGACUCUGCUUCCUCAUCUUUCAUUCUCUCCAAUUUCCCUUUCUUGGGGUAAUUGUAUGUCUGUUGCCAUAUCUACUGCCAUUCACACUCUGCUUUUUCAAAUUCCUUUAAACCUAUUUAUAAGGCUUGCUUUUUAAUAUCUUCUGAGUUGCCUUUGCUAUAAUGUAUCAGCAACUCCUCUCUCUGAUGCAAAUUCCUGAACUUAAAAAGGUGCACCUCUAUACACUGGCUUUUGACACUUGAUGUAUUUUUAGGACCCAGGUUAUUCUGUAAUUUUAAGUUGUUUUAAACUAUUUUUAAACAUUGUGCUUUUAUUAUUGUAACCCACCUUGGAACAACAACAACAAGCUAACCCUUAGGUUUGGAGUUCUUAUUUGUUAGUGACAAGGUAGACUUGUCAAGAACAAUGAAGCACUUGGGUUUCAGUUUGAUGAAUAUAACAUGUAGUGGAUUCUGCACUUCAUUUGAACACAGUCUUUGUUUCAUAUCCCAGAGAAUGAUGCUACUUACAGCAAGGGGGGGAAGUGAGUGACAUGGUGCCCCACCAGAGAUUGUCUAAAAUACACUUUCAUAACACUGUGACAAACUGAACAUUUGGAGCAGCAUCACACAUUAUGCAGUGAUUACCCUGUUACACUAGUGUUUCUCCCUGGAAACAUAACGUGUGAAUGAUAUGCUUUAAGCCGAUGCAUUACAUAUUUUUUGGAGCUGUCAUAAUAGUCUGAUAUGGUUAAUAACUGGUGCACUCCAGAUAUGUUGGGCCACAACUCCCAUCAGUUCCCACCAGCAUGACCCAAGUCAGGAAUGAUGGAACUAUUAUAGUCCAAGUAUCUAGAGGCCACCAGGUUGGGAAAAGCUCCCCUAAGGGAGGCAUAAGGUAGGAAUAGUCAGUUUCUUGCCAUGCAUGGUUAUCUUCAUAAGAAACACUGAAUUUCAUCUCUCUGAUAUUCCUUCCAUACCUCACAUUAUGUCAAAUAAGGUUUGUCAAUUGGCAAUCCAGAAACUCAAUGUUAGGAACAUACAGUAGUUAUUUUAUUUUAUUUUUACUUUUAGUCCAUGCACAUAAAGCAGCCUCUUGAAAUGAUUGCUACGCAGGCAGUUGAGGUUCAUGAACAUAUUUGAUAUCUCCUUGGCUGGUGUUUAUAGCCAAGAACAAGUCACAAGGCAACAGUGUUAACUUUAAUUUUACACAGUCAGAAAUACACACAAUUGCUCAAAUGGCAAAGCAUUCAAACAAGCUUGCUUUCAGUUUGUCACAUCACAAAAUAAACAAGGAGUUAAGUGUUCAGAGUCUUGCAUCCCUUCCUUGCCCUUUAUGCAUUCAGUACUGACACAAGGAAACUCGUGUUCAAAAUGGCAUUCUUAAUUGAUUUUCUAUCUUACAGACAGUAGCAAUUGUCAAGAAAUUGCUGUGUGCAGGAGGUACCUGUCUCAGCUAGCCUAUCUAAAAGUGCUUUAGCAAAGGCUGAGUGUAGCUGGUGUUUGCACAGAAACUGGUAUUGGGUCCAGAAUUCAGUAGCCUGAUAAUUUCUAGUCUUUGUGGCUGGGAAGAUAAACUUGGAAAUAUUGUGGGUAGUGCCCGGUAAAAAUUAAAACAACAACAAACAAAACAGAUGAGGCAGGGUAGGGUUUCUAGGGCAGGGCUUCUAAUGGUCACAGGGUGAAGCUUUAUUGUACUGAAGAGUUUCCUGCUACUAUCUACGAUUAGCAGACAUUUAAGCAGAGUGAGCAAACAGAAUUUAUGCAGGGUGCAGAUCUUGCAUUAUCUUGGCACAAACCUUUUACCAGCAUAAAGUAUACACAGCCCUAACUGUGACUAAUCAGCCUGGCAAGCAUCUAUACUUUUAUGUGUUCACUGGCACAACAUUUAUCUUUUUUUGCACUCCAUUGCAUAACUUAUAAAAAUGUAUUUAUUGCUUCUAACAUUCUCUGAAUAGAUGCUUUUCCCAGCCUCUUAAUUUGACCUUCUGAAAACGUCCAAAGGUCAGUUACCUUUCCCAUGUCUGGAGGAUAGUAGGUCCCAUUAAUGGGUCUGUUGAAGUCUUCUAGCCAUUGUAGUUGUGAAGACAAGCUUGGAAAUAUUACGGGUAGUGGCUGGUAAGGCCAGCCAUGUUUGGCAGAAUUGAAUCUUGCUGAUUCUAGUGAGUCAUUUCAUCCCCAAUAAUUGAGAUUAGGAUAUCUGCUACAUCUGAAAUAUGUAAAUUAUAUUUCUGAAUAUUUAUGUUCGGCUGAAAAAUCAUCUGUGCAGUUGCCAUAAAUGUAUUUAACGUAGUGCCAAAAACAUGGUAAUGUAAAUGGUGUGGCCUUUUCAUUUAUGUUGUAGCUGUCCCAGCAGCAUUCUCUAAAGCAAUAAUAAUGCUGUGGGUUGAUGCCAAAUAAGUGCUGCAAUCUGUACAACCCUGUCGCUGCAUCAGGCAGGGAACCCCUCUUUUAGCUGUCUGACCAAACCAUAACUGAUGAAUUUGAUGCCACAGUAACUUGCCAUGGUUGGAUGCUUUAAAUGAAGUGGUAUUCUUGUUCUCCAGCCAACAUGCUUGCAAAAGCGAAGCCACAAGCCUCCUGUGCCUUGCUCCGAUUCUGAAUGCUAGCAAACGGUGUCCAAAAUAGCCAAACUCCUUUUAAAAGGUGGCACCAAACUUUUAUUAUGUUAUGAAAACUCAUCCUCUGUUAGGCCCUCAUAUAGUAUUGAUAUUUUGGCAGAAGGGAUUUCUGAAUAGUUGAGGGGUUUGGGGGGGUUGGUUGGUUUUUUUUGUUUGUUUGUUUUUUACAUUUUAGGUGUACCAAAUUAAUUAAGGAGCUUUAUCUGGUUGGCCACAGUCAGAACAGGAUGCUGGACUUAAUGACCUUUGGUCUGAUCCAGGAGGGCUCUUAGGUUCUAGCCAUGCAUUUUAAAGGCGAAGAUAAAGUUUUCAUGAGAAAAUUAGUGUGCUUGCUUUGUACUUCUUGGUGCAUAUAUUUUUUACCUCUGUAGCUGCUGCAAAUCCAGUUAUUUAGAACAGCAUAUUUUUUCAGUUCAACUGAUUUGUUGCUUUUUAUGUUUUGAAAUGGGCUAGGUCUGUGGAAUUUAGCAGUGUAUUUGAGAUAUUUUUAAUGGGGGGGGGGGAUUUGAUUCAGUAUGUAGCAGUAUUUUGCCCUGAUCUCCUUUAUACUAAAGAGUGGCCAAACCUCUAGUGUAGUCGUUACUGCAAAACCACUGUGGGUACAGUUCUUUGAUACAAACCUUUUAGAUUGUGGUUUGGCCACAAUUAAUGUUUCACCUCAAUUUUUAAUACAAUCAGCAAGAAUGUGUGUUGGUGAGGAAGAAACAUAUGCUUUAUAAUUAUUUUCUGUAUAAUUAUUUUCUGUAUAAUCAACCUAAGUUGAUCAACAUUUUUAUCUGAUAGCAGGGUGGUGGUAUACAUUCAGAUUACCAUACUACUGACAACUGAGAUAGUAAAGACAGUGGCUUCGUCAGACAUGGUUUAUCAUUACAGGAAUGAGCCCAUAGUAAGCCAGGUGCUUGUAGACUUUCCUGUCCCCCUUCUGUCCUUCCUGUGUGAUUGGGAAGAGCAUUUCAAAUGCACUUACUUCUGUUUUACACUAAUCACAGUUAAGUGUUAUGUCUAAACCAGGACAAACUUAACUAUGGUUAGUUGAAACUUGUGAACUUCAAACCAUAACGGUAAACCGUAGUUUAGCACUAGGUUACAUCAGAAUGGGACCAGAAACUUUCAAUAAGUAGCAGAUUAUUUCUCUUGUCUUGCUUCCUCCUUUUAUAUGGAUUUUCCACACGCUGUAAUUUGCAGAACAUUUACUCUUUCAGCUUGUGUUGGUUACAACACGAUUACUAGAUGCAGCGCCUUUUGCUCUGUCCUGAGUCUCAAGCUGAUACUGUGCAUGGCUGCUAGCAAUAUUCAUCUGACUCUGAAGUUGUCGUUACCUAGGCGACUCGUAGCUUCAUUGAUGGAAGCUUAAACUGUUGCCAUUUAUCCCAUCUGUGGAUCAACUAAAAUUAUAUCAUUCAAUCUUGUUUAGGAGUAUGAAGCACGAACAGGAAAAACAUGUAAACCUGUACCCCAAGCGACAAGACGUAGACACUUUGAAUUUGAGCCACUUUCAACUACUGCUCUUAUUUUGGAGGAUCGACCAUCGUAAGUCGCUACGAGUUCUUUUGAAAGCAGAGUAUCAGUUUCAUGUCAAAGCAGGUUGUUAUGACCAAAGUUAUGCCUGGAAGGAUUUGCCUCCCUCCUCCUGAAGAUCAUAUCAAAAUUUAAUGUUGGUUUUUGUGGUGCACAGAAAUGUUCAUUCAGGUAGCCCUUCAGAUACCCUUGCCCUAAGUUGUAAAUGACUUCCUAGAUCCAUCUCAGCAACUUGAAUUAUGUCCGGAAACAAACGAUGAAGGUUUGUACUAUAAAUAUUGUAUAAUGUGGGUCAGUCUUACCUUUUCCCUUAUUUAUAGUCUGCCUGCCUCCUGAGAUAUUGGGCAUAAAUCUUUGCUUCAGUAAGGUAAUUAUGGUAUCUUGCACGGCUCAGACGGGAAGGUCCUAUUGGGAGUAAGCAGAGUGGAAUAAUUUAUUCCCUUGUAUAGGAAAUGAAACAAAACAAAACUUUUUAAUUUGAUUCAUUUAGCCUUACCUUUGCUUAUGUUUUCCCCCCAGGAACCUUCCUGCAAAAUCUGUAGAAGAGGCUUUACGUCACAGACAAGAAUAUGAUGAAAUGGUGGCAGAAGCAAAAAAGAGAGGUAUGGCUAGUCUUACUGUUCAUAAUGCUAUUUUCUAAAAACGAAAAUGUGGGAAUAUAAAAAAUAGAAUGCAAAUUAUCCUGGACUAAAAGAAAACUCUUCUUUCUUUCUUUUAACACAGAGGUACAGUCUUAAAAUGAAGUUAAUUUGUCCUUCAAAGUAUGGCUGCAAUUUUAACACUUUAGCACACUCUGUGUGGAACUGAAACUUUCACAUUUGUUUCAUUCAUUGCUUUGUACUUGGGAUUCUGAAGACAGAUAUUCAAUAAUGCUUUUUGAGUGUACGCACACAGCACGCACAGCUAGAUAUUUCUCUCUAACACACACAACACAUCUAUUUCACUGUUACACUCACCUCUGCAGCUUAACAUGGCAGAAAAAGCCAAAGCAGUAGCCUGGUAGCUUGUGUUCCGCUGGAGAGAGUCACAGUUUAGAUAUGUGCCAUUUGUGUAUGUUACGCUGUUGAACUGGUAUACAAUGCAGUUAGUGUAUAUGGAAAUGCAGGUGAUCACUGCCUUUUCAACUUCAGCAGCCUUCAGCAGAUGGCGUUUAGUGGAUUCUAUCCUCAGCCUAAAACCUGUUGUCACCCUGCACCAAGACUGUGUGCAAGUUAAAAGACUUUAGGCCUUGACCUUACAAAGGAUACAUUUGCUUAUCUACCCCUCGGAGCUUGUGCCAGUGUUGAAACCAUAACGCUGUGCGUGUUUAUUAAUGUUUGUGCAUAACUUUCUUACACCCUUGCAAGUGCUUACCCAUGAUAGCAAUAGAUUAGCACUCCAGCGUCAAUUAAAAUAUUUUCUCAAAGGCAACUUGCUUCUUAUGUUGGCUGGUCAGUGCCGUCAGCAAUUUGUUUUAACAGCCUGUCAAAUAGAAUUGCUUUUUUUCUUACAUAAAUUGGACCCUUUACGUAAGGGAAAGUACGCAGGUGACAUGUAGGUUGUACAGUGUGGUAUACACACUUUUUACAUAAAACCUGCAGAACUCAUGACCUACCUUGCCAAAUACAACCCACCAGCCUUGUAUUGUGGUGGGUACUUGGAAGACCUACCCCUCCUAUUCUCCCUCCUAUUCUCCCUGUCCCAAGCAGGCAGUAGCACCACAAGGGUUUCAGUGAACCCCUCUGGCUUAAUUGGGUUUGGGGUGAGAAAUUAUAGAGGUCACUCAUGUCUGUGUACAAAAACCAGUAAUAUUUGAAACAGUCCUGAAAGCAAGGCAGAUUUCCAUGAGCUUCCUGCAUUGCACAGGGUUGAACUAGAUGACCCUUGGGAUCUCUUCCAACUCUACAAUUCACUAAAUAACACAAAUUCUAACGUGAUAAAGGAAAAUACAGGAUUGGAGACUGAAACAACUGACUUGCUGUUGUGUUUCAUCUUUGCCUCUCUAUACUGAUGGUAUCUGAGAAGGUGGAUUUUUUUUGGGGGGGGGGGUAAAUGUUGGAGUUGGAAAUGUAAUCUCUUACUUAAAAAAUGAUAAUCUUUGUUACUCCAGUCAUUCUGCUUGGAAUCAGUAAUAUUGCUUCUGCUCCAAACUGCUGGCUCUCUCUAAUUUCCCUUAGAAUUCACAUUACUCUCCCAGCUUUCUGAGAUUUAAUUAGUCAUCCAAUAACAUCUGUCCUAACUUGGCUUGCAAUGGUUCAUGCAACAAGUGGUUUCUUACAAAGUUCCUCUAGAACACCUUAUUCAAACAUUAUUUGAGAUGUUGGUUAGUCAGUGUGCAGCCCUACUUCUUCUUACUAGAUACACACAAUUGCAGACAUCCACUGUGUCUUGCAAACUUGGAAGAGGAAAUGGGGAAAUAGACAGUAUUGGGAGAUUCAUAUUUCUGUCGAGAGCUAAUCUCAACAGCGCUGAUAUGCAAGAAAUUUGGCAGUUGACUUAAUCUGGAGAAUGUAACCCCCAGAACAUUUUCUAUCUUGAUACAGUUUUGAAAUGUUGAUUUUAAAAUUAAAAUUAAAAUUAAAAAUAUUCUGGAUUUAAUAGAAAUUAAGGAUGCACAUAGAAGGAAGAAAAUAAUGAAAGAACGCUUCAAGCAAGAGGAGAACAUCGCUAGCGCUAUGGUGAUUUGGGUCAAUGAAAUACUGCCUAAUUGGGAGACUAUGUAAGUAUAGAUGACUUUGUAACAUCAGGAGCCUUUUUACUGAUGCUUGUUAGCUGCUAUGGAAGCCCUUUUGACUGAAGAGCAGGAUGAAAAAGCAUUAAAUAUAAGCUUCACAGGCUUUUAUAUCCCUCAAAAGCCUUGAAUGUUUUUCUUUCUGUUCUCAAACAUGUAUUUGGGCUCAUGAUAGUCUAGAAUUACUUUUUCUAUUCAGUAAUCUCUUUAAUAAAUUGUUGUCAUUAGCAGUUUGUCUAAAUGCUCACCCUGUGCGAAGUUGCAGUCUUCCAGGGCCAGGGGGUUUCCCUGGGUGGCAUCUAGGAGAAACCAUAAGGCACUGUUGGCUUAAAUGGGAUAAAGCUGUGUCAAUAGCCCUCUCAGGUGAUCUGGCUUCCAUAAGGGAAAACACUUGACUUUCCACUGUAUGGAGCCAAAGCUUGCUGAUGUUCUUUGCUUCUGGGGCAACCUGGAAAUGCCAGGAAUGGCAGCUAAAUUACCUGUACUUCUUUUUUUAGGCGUUCUACAAGGAGAGUUCGAGAAUUGUGGUGGCAAGGGUUGCCUCCAAGCGUUCGUGGGAAAGUGUGGAGUCUUGCUGUAGGAAAUGAACUGAAUAUUACUCCUGGUAUGUGUUCUAAACAUGCAAGCUCUUAUCUCAGUAGGAUGGCGGUCUCAAGAAAUAACCCAACAUUUCUUCCACUGAGUUUGUAAUAGCUUUUAUUGAUACAGAAAGAAGUUGCUUUUAGAAGAGAUUAAUUUAUGCCACAGAAGUUCAAAAAUGUAUCUAUUUUGCUUCACCCAGGAGAGGUAAACUGGCACAGUCUCCCAAUACCAGUUUUAAAUUGAAGCCAUUUAAAGAUGAUAAUGAAAGGGACAACUUUUUCUAGCUGUCAAAUACUUUUCAAAAAGCUAGAGCUUGUUAAUGGUUUUGUUGGGUGGGGGAGGAGACAGCCUUUAAAUAAUGGGACUUGACUAAAUAUUUUAGUUCAAGAGACUGCUUUUAAUAUGCAAGAAGACUCACUCUUUUUAGGAAGAGAUCACUUGGUUAGUAGAUUUUAGCAUGUUUCAGUUUCAUCUCUUUCAAGAAAGAUCAGUAUAGCUGGUUUAAGAACUGGAACAACGUAAAGAUUCUAACAGUUCACAAAUCUUUGUAUGGAGCAUGCCUAGAUCUCUAUGUACUUGUUUGGACAAUCACGUCUUGGAUUAAUACCCAGAUACACGAAGGAGCAUUUUAGCUGAGCAUGAAGCCCUUUUACAUGAGUUUCCAUUAACAAUUGUUUCCUGGUUAAUCUUAACUAGGAAUAUAUGUUCAACAGUUCUGGAAUAUGAAGCCAUGGUUUGAAGUUGGUUAAAUUUUGUUAAUGGAGUACCUAGUGGUUUGUUUGUGUGUGCAACGGGGGAUAUACAAGCAGCCAAAAGGCUUGUUCAUGUCUCAAGUUAAAGCUAAAUUCAGGGAAGCUGUCCCGAGUCAGUGGCUGGAUAUUACACAGUAUGAUUUCCCUCCCUGGUUUUUAUAACUAAAAUGCAUAUAAUAAAAAACAGGAUUACUGUGAAAAUUGUAUAGUUCUUAUCUGUAAAUUUGCCCUUUGGCUCCAUUUUGCUGUCUGUUUUGCAGAACUCUAUGAAAUCUUCUUAUCUAGAGCCAAGGAACGAUGGAAGAGUUUUGGGGAGAUGGGUGCUGAGAAUGAUGCAGAAGGUAGGUUACAACGAUACCCAUUACUGCUUUUACAUUCUUCUAAAUAGAAUGCACAUGAUUAGCCAAAUGACACAUUCAGAAAUAUAGCACAGGCUUUUUGGGACUAGAUCAUUCAUUGUAGGAUCAAACGUUUGAUACUUGCACAUAGAAAGCUAACGUUAUCAUCAGCUAACAUCUACAGUUUGAUGUGGUAUAGUUCUGAGCAAGUUGAAUCCCAAACAGAUUUCUGAAUUUGUUCAUCUCUUUGUUUGGAGAUUCAAACACAGUAGCAGAUACCUUAAAAUUGUCUGCUUGUUGAAAUGAGGGUUUCCUUCAGAGAAUAUUAUACUGUUAUGAUCCAGUGGAUUUGCCAUAAAUACUGAAGCUGGAAGAGCUUAAUAAAAGUAGGUUUUGUAGGGAGGAUACCAAUUUAUCAAACAGAACUGGCAAUAUCAGUUCAGAGUAAGUCUGGUCAUUUGUGAUCCAACCUUAUGAGCAGUACAAAAUUAGAGGGGUGAGGGAGAAGCCCUUUUCCAAUAUAAACGUAUGACAUGAUGAUAUCUUAGCAUGCUUGCUUGGGAAGUACAGUAUGUCUCUAAAGAGGUCUGAAACCUGAUUUCAUGUUUGGGGAAUAAGCCCUUCAGGAACAAUAGAUGGAUGAGGGAAUAUAGUGUUGUGCUGAAGAGUCUCUUUGCUCUAUGGGCCCCAGCUCUUUGUGCUGGAGAGCAGGCUGCUGUCAGCCUGGAAGAGCUGGCCUAGAAACUACCAUGCUUUCAGAAUAAACAGGAGCACAAACUGGGUAACUUAGGUCUUUGGCUUGAAUAGUGGAACACUCCAUAAGGAGUGGAAAACAACUGAGACUUCAGGAUGUAACCCUGAAAAGGGGAGUUUUAAAAUAAAUGAUGAUAAUGCCCAAAUCACAAGUCAAGUGCUGAAGGCUACUGAGAAAGGAUGGAGAAAGAAUAGGACAAGUGGCCACAAGCCCAAAUUGCACAACUGUGUUCUAGUUGAAGGGAGAAGGUAGAGGCAGAGCAAGGAUUAGAGAGAGAGGAAGAAGAAGCAAGCAAAAAAACCAGGCAGAAAGGGAGGAAGAGAAUUAAUGAAAGUGAGGUUUUUUCCCUAUCACAGAAGAAGGACUGGUAAGAAGGAUCCUUGGUGGAGUAAAGUAAAAAUACAGGACACAGUAGAGCUUUUACUGCGCAGUAAAGCUUUUACUAACCCAGAAUGAGUUGGGCACUGUGUCUGCUUGCAGGGCUGCUCUCAGGAGAUAUCCUUUCCCCAGAAUUCUAAAAACAAUUAGUUUUGUAAAAUUGAAACAGGAAGUCUGUUGAAAGGUGUUUUCCAGAGGAACAAAAAGGGUGGAUAUGCUUUGGCUGUUUUGUGAAACAGGGAAUGAAUGGUGUGGUUCCAUUGUGUCAAAAGGGCAUGGGGAUCUUUGUAUUGCCAGUUUAAUGAGUAGCAGGGUAUUGUCCAAAUUUAAAUUAGGAUGCAGUUGCUUUUGACUCGGCAAGUCCAAGAAGUCUGUAGCUCCUGGACAUUUAGGGUUAGGAACUCUCUUUCCCAGGUCAAGAGAGAGUAGUGCACAGUCCAGAUAGUCUGACAUCCUUGUCCUGGGUUGCCGAGCCCUUGCCAACUAUAGGAUGGAAAUUCUGAGACAAAAUGGAGGUGAGGGGACAAAAUGGGAGGACUGUGGCAACACAUCUGUGCCUGCUUGAGUUAAACCAUUUUUUAAAUCACCUCUUAAAACCCUUUUUUAUUUUUGCAGUGGUAUACCAAACACGACUCAUAGGUUAAAAUGAUAGUUGAAUGAAAUAGUUGUUCUCUACACCUUUUCCUGCUUUCUGUAAAUUAAGUUAGUAAUUUCUUAAUUUCUGAUUGGAAGUAAUAGUCAGACUACGUAGAAGAUGGCCAUAGUCUUACGUUACUGUAUAAAUAACUCUACAGACAUAUACAUAUAUAAAAAUCUGCAUGCUUUAAUCUCUGUAGAUGCUGGAGUAUCAGUUGCUGAUCGGGAGGCUAGUUUGGAGCUAAUAAAAUUGGAUAUAUCGCGCACAUUUCCAUCCCUCUAUAUUUUUCAGAAGGUAAAAUGUUUUUGACUUUCUUCAGAUACAAACAUGUUAAACAUUUUCCCCGCUGUGGCUGAUUUUCUUUAAAAAAAAUAAAAAUCUGUCAAUGAAAGGUUGUUUUUUAAAAAAAUGGAAUUUUCUGCCAUGGAUUCAUGCAGCUGAAGAAUUCCAUGCUACAUUAAUAGUAGUGUGACUCAAAAAUAAUUUGAAAAGGCACUUGUGUAUCAGGUAUUAACUCUAUAACUUCAUCUUCUUGGCAUGGUACUUAGAGGGAGUGUUUUAUCUGACCAGGUUAGCAAAUGUUCUGUCUAUGCAUCUGUUUCCCUGCAGUCGAAUAGUUAGAUCUUUGACUUGCUUUACAUGCUUGCAAGGGUGGAGUGUGGGAGGGAACAAAGCAGCUAUAGCAAGCAAGCUAAAAUUCAUUUUCCAGGCUGGCGAGUGCUGGGGUUUGGGGAGAGGUUGAUUGAUGUGUCCAACUAAAGCAAUAGAAUGUAAAAGCAGCUUGCAAACCUUGUUGCCUUCAUUCACUGAGCAAACAUAGCAGGUCUUACGGGACUUAAGCCAUUGUUUCUGGGGGGUGGGGCAUAACUGCAAACAAAAGAUCACCUGGUCAGCUAGACUUUAUGCUUGCUCACCACUGCCAACUGGGAAGGUAAGCCAGUUCCACGGCUGUUCAAAUAACAAUAUUCUGGCAGAAGUACAAGCGUACAAAUCUGCAAGUGUUAAGUGUUUGGCUUUUUAAAAACAUGAAAAAAUGGCAUCUUACUAUACUUACAAAACAGAUUUCAGAGAACUGUUUGAUAGUAUAUAAAAUAACUAAACGAAUGGUGUAGUAUAAGGGAAAAAGUAUACUCACCCGCCUCCCUUUUCGAAUAUAUGUCAGACCUCUGCAUAUGUUUUAAUAGAAAAACGAUAGUGCCUGCCCCUUUUAACAUUUGUGGACUUGGAAUUUUGGUAUUGGCAUUCCAGUCUAUAAUGCCAUGUAAGAAGAAGCCCCUAUACAAAGUUGUUUAUAUAGUUCCAUCUCUGUGUAUGCUGUUACAGUGUAACAAGCAAAAUAGCAGGUCCCUUGACCCAAAGAAGCUUUUAAUCCCCAGAGUUAAAAUAGGAUCUGUUUACUCAAGAGACUUGAGUGGUCUUCCUCUUUUGUUCCUGGUGAAACCGAAAGUGCAUUCCAACUAGACAGAAUAAAAAAAAACCCAGAGAGCUGUCUAUUGCAGAGUUAGUUUGCCUUGCUCAAGCCUCACCUGAAACUUUGUGUCUAGAUAGUUUCCCUUCUUUAUUUGCUUAGCCAAUUCGCAUUCCUAAAUGAACAGCCUGCAAACCCGAAAGUUAAUUUUCAGCUCCGAUAUGAGUUACUAAAUGAUGAAAUAACAAAUGUUCAGGUGUGAGGCUUUCUGUUUUGUUUAGUUAACCUCACCCCUGCUGCUACUAAAUUGCAAAAAAGUUUCUGUAAUUUUCAUUUAUAUGAUAACCUAAUGCAGCGUCGCCAACCUUUCUGAGCUGCAGUGGCUGCUGUCGGGGGUUUGACAUAAUGGCUGCCACAUUUAAAAGCGCAGAAGAAAGGACAGGCCCUCAAUGUGGUGCUGUCAUGCCCCCCUCAUCAGCCGCCUCAUGGGGGGUGUGUGUGCAAAUAUCAACCACUGCUGCAGUUGCUUACGAGAAGCUAUUUGUAUCUCUAUUCAGAACGGAUGAGAGGGUAUGUGUCAAAUCCUGGCAUCCAGGGAAAUGUAGACAUGUUUAAGGGAGUGUGUUCAGUUUAGGGGAAGCUGAGUCAGUGCAAGCAGGAGCUGAGCUGGAAGAGCAAACAGUGUCUCAUGGAUAUUUGAGUGGAUAGUUACUGAGACACGUUGUGAGUACUGUAGGAGGUACAGGUGGGCACACUGUAUCAGUGGGCAACAUGUUGGUGACCUCUGACCUAAUGUCUCCACUAAAAAAGGAGGAGGAGGAGGAGGAGGAGGAGGAGGAGGAGGAAACUAUUAACAACCAAGAAUCUGUCUGAAAUUACUUUUUCACAAUCUGGGACAGGGUGAUAGUGGUGGAAGAAAAUACACAAUUCGUUGUAUGCAAGGCUUUCUCCGCAUCUAAAAAUGCUUGCUGGAUCACAAGUGUUGUGAAUUCAGAGUUACAUUUUGUCAGCACUGAAAUAGCUCUUGGCAGUACGUAUAGUCCAGAGAACAUUAGGAGAAAACAAUGCACUUUGUCUGUACAGUUUGCAACUGGGAUACUAAUAACCAAGUUCACGCUCUGGGGUGACUGCCAGCGUUCCUAAGUGUUGACAUUCUCUAGCUCACUGUCCCUUGUUUGCUUGGAGGUAGUACAAUAGAAUGGAGAAAGUGUGCACUCGCUUGCACAUGUGUUCAUAGGUAAUGGGUGGAGGGUUUUUUUUAGUCUUUUGGAGCUGUUACAGUUCCAUGCAGUCAGGAACAAAUGGACUUGUAGGAAAUUCAGUGCUGCUGUCACACAUAUAUAGCCAAGCUUCUGGGCAUGCCUAACUUUUUAUAGAUUGAAUAUAUUGUGACCCAGUGGAAAUAGUAUUCUGAAUUCAAAAUAAAGCUAGAAAAACAAAAUAAAUGUUAACAUAUACGUUUAUUUUUUCCAUUGUUUUCACUUCAGGGUGGCCCUUAUCAUGAUCUUUUGCACAGUGUCCUGGGAGCAUAUACAUGUUACAGACCAGAUGUAGGAUAUGUAAGUAUCCUUACAACAUUGCCGUUCUUCACAUUGUAAUGAUGUUUCAUACAAAUAUUAGCUUGACGUUUAAAGGAAUAGUUUUUGCUGAGUAAACUAUCUCAAUAUAGCUUGCCUGUGUAGCACCAGUAGAAGAGGUUGGUCUGUCUCUCAUAUUUGUGCGCGUGCGCACACACACAUACACACAUAUACACAUAUACAUAUAAUGUCUCCAUAGAUACUGCAAAACACAUACGAUAGUUUUUUUAAUACAUACAUACAUACAUACAUAACUUCUUUUUGACUCCCUACCCCUCCUUUCCUGGUGUUUAUUUUAUUACUUCUUUUUAUUAGCUGUUUUAAAACACAUAUGUUUUUAUUAUCUAAACCCGAUACCAUUAAUUAUUUUAAUAAUCCAUUGCUUAUAUUUCAAAUCCUGCCCGCAACUUCAUCUAUGGGUGAUAGUUUUAUAGAUAAUCCAAUUGCUCUGUUGCAUUUAGAGGAGUGGUGGGAUACCACCAGCCAAUGAGCCUAAUUGGAUCUGGCAGGGGUCCUACUCUGGCUCACAGGACCAUGUUCCUCAAUACACGCCCGCCUGCCCCACACCUGACAUCAGAUGUGGUGUCGCAGCGAAGGAACAACUGGGAGCUUGAAGUACACUUCCGGUAUCUCUUUGACAAGGAGGUAUUGUUGAUAGCAUCGCUCAGCUGAUUGGCGCUUUGAAGUUGUAUGUUCACAGUUGUGGUUUAAAUUCAAACUGCAUCAGCAAAGAGAUGUUUUCCAUCUACUGACCAACUGUGUGGACAGCUUUGCUGGUACACAGAGAAUGAAUGUCUGUUUGCAGAUGUGGUUUGGAUUCAAACUGCACCAGCAAAUGGACAAAGCUGAGCUCUCUGCUGGUACCGGUUAGCUGCUUGGUGCUGAUGACAAGCCCCUUUGAUGUUACCUGACAUAGUGAUGUAGCCUGUUGUGGGUGGGGAAGCUAUGAAUCUGUCCUGGAGCUGAAAAUGUUUCCCAGCCCUGGUCUAGAGGUAAUGGCUCAACUGUAGCCUGUAGAGAUGAGUCUGUAAAUCCUGUUGACAUGUGAUUGGGACUUAACUUACUGAUUUAAGUGGGACUUCCCAGUAACUGUGCACCAGAUUCUACUAUAGAUGUUCCUUUCCUAUGCCAUUAGCCCCUAGAAAAGCAAGGGGAGAAAAUCCCUGAAUGUAGAUUAUUCACGUGUUGGCUUUACCACCUUAUAUUUGUUUGGUAACCACCUGCCAAUUCUUCCUACUGAAGCUAUAAAAAAUACAUUAGCAACCUUACCUCAGGAUGCUGUAGAUUCCACCCAUACAUCCAUGAGUGGAAACUUCAAUGAUAGAAGCAGGUCUAAGUUGCCGUAAUCACUUUACUGCCUUGAGCAUUUGCAUGAUAACUCAUUAAGUACUGAAUUUAGCAUUUCUGUAACAAGUUAGCCUGUUUGUUUUUGUUUUUUGUCAAAACUGUAAAUAAAUUUGGUUGCGUUCUAGCCUUUACUAAUACUGUAGCUUACAGAUCCCUACCUUAAUAUAAAAAUGAGACUGUUUACUUAAUGCACUUUCACUGCUUUUGUUUUUUUGAAGGUCCAGGGAAUGUCCUUCAUUGCUGCAGUCCUUAUUCUCAAUCUGGAAGAGGCAGAUGCGUUCAUUGCCUUUGCAAACCUCCUGAACAAGCCAUGCCAAUUGGCCUUUUUCCGUGUGGAUCACAGCAUGGUAUAUAUACAAUUUCCAGUGUCUCGUAACUUACUGUUACUAUUUCACUUGAACCAUUUUGUGACUACUAGAGUCUUUUUAACAGGCAGGAAAUGGGUAUCAGUCUACACCCAGUAGAAUUUCUGCUUUCCUAAAGAACAGUGCUUUGCAUUCAUACUUGCAACUAGCAGGGGUACUUGUGUCUCUGGAAUGAAAUCGGCAACUAUUUCUUUUGUUAAAAUUUACCACCCCUUUUCAGAAUUCUGUUCUUGUAGCUUCCUCUCCUAUAAUUCAUUUUCUGGAAACAAUGGGCUAAUGACUACCCUACAGCCAAUCUCUUGCUUUUGCCAGGAUGGAAAGAUAGCAAUGAAAAAGUGACUAACUCAUUUUUCUGCUGUCUACACUGUAAGUGUAGUUGGCUAAAUUUGUUGCUGGAGAAGUACAGAUACUACAGUUGUCAUAGCAACUGGACUGGAAGUUUUACUAUUUAAAUGAUGUACGCUGCACUUUCUUCACUAAAACCAGCAGAAUAUGUCCUGUAGACAGGGGUAUAGCUUCCUUGAAGGCUUAAUUAGUUAUGGCACCCCAUGCGUUGUCGUCCCCAACCAGACUUUCAUUAGCUUUUUUCUCUUUUUUCUUUACAGAUGCUGAAGUACUUUGCAGCAUUUGAAGUAUUUUUUGAGGAAAACCUCCCCAAAUUGUUUCAUCAUUUUAAAUCCUACAAACUUACCCCUGACAUAUACUUGAUAGACUGGUAAGUUGGAAGAUUGGUUGAAUAGGUUCUGUUUUGCUUUCUGUGUCAAACAGAUAAACUUGCAGCUGAAGUUUGAUAAUACAGAUAAUGGACACUCUGUAGAAAUUUCUCCAUUCUGUGUGGUUGAGGGGGGCGGGGUGAGCAGUUGUCGGGGCAAGUUGGGAACAUAAUUCCCAUCUAGCUGUGAUUGUUGGUGUCUAAACAAACGUACGCUAGUGAAUGUCUGCUCAUGCAAUAUAGCUUUCCCACUCCUCCUUCUCUCUUGCUGCUUCUUGUACCAUGCUCCCUCAGCCAGGAAAAGCCUGGUACGGGAGACUGCAGUGGAUUGGGAGGGAAAAGAUCAGGGAAGAUUUGCAGAGUCAGCUUCUGUGAGUGGGAUACCUAUUGGUGUGUCUUUCCCAAAUCCAAAGUAUUAAUGGACUUCUAAAUAAAAUACCACUGACAGUGGAGGAGCUCAAAGUUCACAGCACAAAAUUGAUGGCAUGUAGUUUGUCCUCAUGUUCCUGAUACUUCUGAUUUCCCAAAAAAAUAAACCCCACCCCCCAGGAUCUUCACCCUGUACAGCAAGUCACUACCCCUUGAUCUGGCCUGUCGCGUCUGGGAUGUCUUUUGUAGAGACGGAGAAGAAUUUUUGUUCAGAACUGGAUUAGGAAUUCUUCGGCUAUAUGAAGAUAUCCUCCUGCAGAUGGACUUCAUUCAUAUAGCACAGUUUCUAACAAAGCUACCUGAAGACAUCACGUCGGAGAAGCUCUUUACUUGUAUUACAUCUAUUCAGAUGCAGAAUAGUAACAAAAAAUGGGCUCAGGUAAGUGUUCAUUUUUAUUAUAAAUAAAUUGGGUCACGUUAACUGUUGAUUUUCUGCCCUCAAAAACACGUUGCCUAGGACAGCUUAGCGAGAAUAAACGCAGUAAACAAUUAAAAUAUAUGAACAUACUUUCUCUCUCUCUCUCUAUAUAUAUAUACACACACACAUAAAACAAUAUUAAACCAUCGGCAGAAAUACAGUAAGCACACAGCUUACAUGGGAGAUAGGCUCUGGGGAUCUGUGUGCAAAGGCAAAAUCACAUAAAAUCAGGAAUGCCCCUGGAACAGGACACCCCCCCAUCCUCUAUCUGUCCAAAGCCGGUGUGCUGAGUAGGCCUUGCCUCCCACGCAAGAUCUCGGGAUCCUUGCAGGGUCUUACCAGAGGCUGGUAAGCAAGGUAGAGGGCUUGAAAAUCUCCCACCUUGCUUAGCAGGUUCUGGGAAGGUCUCAUGAGGGCCCUGGUGUGUUCCUGCAAGAUGUGCUGUGUCUGCAUGGGGAGGCAGUACAACUUGCCUACCUGUCAUUUUCAGGAGGGGGUGGGGCAUGCUGUCAUGAUGAGAGAAACCAUUCAAGGCCCCUGCAGUGUUCUGCUACUUCAUGGGUGGUGUACUGAACUCUUAUUAAAUGGGAAAUACCUUUAGCUACACUUCCUUAAACUCAAAGCAUUUAUAUUUUAACCCCAUGGCGAACUACUACACAGCUACAGUGUGCAGCAAUAUUUCUGUUGUAAAUUCUUGACCCCGCAAUCAUCAUCUAAGGCCCUUCUUUGUGUGCCUCCUGCUCUACAGGAGUCCCAAAAGAGCAGGUGGUGUAAAAUGAACAGUGUAUCUUUCCAUAUUAAACCCUAAAUGGAAAAUUAGCUGUGUUGUUUUAAAUUGUGGAUAACCCUUGUUGACUGGAGAGCAGAAAGAAGGGCUUCAUGUGAUUCUAAGGCAGACCAUUUUCAAGAGUCAUGGUGCUUUUUCGUUCCCUAUUUUCUAUUAAUUACUUGGGGAUUGAUACUUUGUAUAUUGGGUUACUCGGGGGGAAAGAGAUGGAGUGGGAAUGAAAUAAUCUUCAGUGAUUAUGAUGGAUGCAAAGAACCUGUAAUGAGGAAUCAGUAUUGAUAAAAGUUAAUGAGAGAUUGAAUAGUGUCUGAUUUUUAACACUUACCUAAAAAUCAAUUUGCAGGUGUUUGCAUCAUUAAUGAAGGAUAGCAAAGAAGGAGACAAGAACCAUAGUCCAGCACUAAAAAGUUAAUUUCAAGUUUAUUGGAAAUAAUAAAGAAACCACUUGCUUGUUAAAGGAUUCUAAACAUCUUAUCAAUGAAAACCACUAAGAAGAAACAGCUUGGGAAGACCUAAGGAAGAGACAGUAUUUGACUGAGUACAGUGGUGGAAUUUGAUGAAAUGUUCACCCUGUUGCCAGUAUUAAAGAGCUUUUUGUGGGAGGAGCCCUUUUCACAGGAAGCAAAACAAUAAAAACUUAUGAAACUGAGAAAGUGGCUAAUGCAUAUUUAAUAUUUAAAGUUGAAUGCAAUAAAAAUUUGUAAUAACUUUUGUUGGUACUUUAAAUUUUUAGGGAUACCUUUUUUAUGAUGAUCACAAAGGCACUUUUGGGAGGAAAGCAGGCGUUUAAAAAGUAAGGCCCAAAAACUGCUACCUGAACCAAACAUUUUGGUACAAAUACCUCCAAAAUUAACCAGUGAAAUUCUUAGGACCAAAUAAGUUUUUUUGCUUUGGUAUACAUGCCAGAUAAUAGGAGGCUUUAUAUAUGUCUUGCUAAACUCCUUUUAAACUGCAGCUUCACUCUUCGGUUAAAUGAAUGUACGUAAGGUGGAACAGAGUAUGCUGCGUCAAGUCUUGCCGCAAAGUCAUUGGCAAAAAGUCUUUUGGCCUAAAGAUGGCAGUGGUUAAGAGAACUAUUUUAACUGUGUGCUUGUAUAAGCAGCUGAUGGGUUUCUGGAAUUUUGCUUCCUGAAGUACUUGGUAGGUAGCUUGCUUACAUUACAGAAAAAUUGGAUUCCUAUUCCACGAAAAUCAGAUCAGUUCUUGAUUUAUUUUUUAAAUCAAAGUGACUUAUACUUGAUGAUAAACACUAGUAUAAUUAAUAAGCUAGUGACAAAUGCUUUUGCACAUUUUAAGCAAUGUUAAUGUGAAAGUUUGAGUCCCUGUAUAUUAAAACCUUUCUCACUUAAAUGCAAAAUGGAAUAGUUUUGAAUUGCAGUGUGUACAAUAAUUAAUACCCUAAAUCCAUACUGUCAGUCACAUCUAACAUCAGCACUGUACUGUAAAUGUGAUCUAUGGAAGCUCUUAAACUUCCUUCACACUCCAAAACAUUUUAAAAAUGACAUUUGAACUGGAGGGAGAUGGAAAGGAUACCUCUUAAACUCUGAGCAGCUAAUGCUUGUUCUUUCUAAAUCCAUUUUGAUAGUAUUAAUGUAAAUAAAAAUGCAUUAUGAUUUUUUUUUGUACCUGGUCCCUGUACGUGGAAAUGAAGUGGAAAUUUAUCAUUGCAUUAAAAAAUUGAAAGAAAAGAGAGACUACUUCAGCUGUCAAGUGUUAAAAGAAGUUGCAGAACCGGUUUUAAAGAUUUGGGUUACAGUAUGUUGGAAUAUUUAUGUAUCGUUAUCAGAUUUAAAACUACACUUUAUAUUACUUACAACAUACAAUUUGAAGUUAAAAUGUCUUUCUUUUCUUAUGUAUUUACUUACUUGGUUCCCGUGUAUGUCCUCUGUUUGGGUUCUCUUGUACAGUUUUCUUACUUUUCAAGUAUACACAUGUAUAUAAAUUGUAAAUAGAAGGUAUUUUGCCUUCAUUCAAGACCACUAGUAACUAUUCCUAUGUAAAUAAAACUUGUAAGCAGAAUGAGUGAUGUCUCUUCAUUUAAUUCUCCCGCUCAGAUGCAAAGCUAUAUUGAAAACUUCUGAAUCUUCAGUAGCUUCUACAGAUUUAUAUUUCAGACAUCAUGACCCCAUCUAUAAUGGAAGCUGGGAUUCUAAGGGGUGACAUUUUAAAGUCUACAAAUAGAGUUCUCGGUAAAAGGUUAUGAUUGGUUGAAACUUCACAGGGAAUUACAAUCCUUCUCACAAACAUUAACUCAGUUUGGAACAAGUCUGUGCAAAACUAUUUUUUCUUAAACAGAGUGGCUAAACAGCUGGCCCUGUGCCAGGGAAUGUCUUGGCAAAGAAGCAGAACCCAGAGAAGCAGAGCUCAGACAUAAACCGUAGGGUUUUUUUACCCAUCCCUGUUUCAUAUGCAAAUACCUGUCCCAUUUAGUUCCUAAAUACGGUAGUUUGGUACAAACCUAAGGCAGCUGCCUACAGCACCAAAUGUAAAGUGUAAUUUUUAAAAAUCAGGAUAGAUGUAUAGCAUCAUUACAAAUGAACAGAUUUUUCAAGAUUCCUCACACAGACUAGGAAAGAAUACUGAUUUCUGCGUUUUUUUUAUCCCGUGGUUAUCAGAGUCUGGACGCCUUGACAAGGCAUACAUCGAGAAUGCCGGCACCAUGAUUUGGGGUUCUUGAAUAAGGCAAGCCUCGGUGUGGAAGACAUGGGGUAUGCAAUAAAAGCAUUUUUUCAUAGAUUUUCUAUGAUGUUUUGUGUAAAUGGAGUGGUUCUGUUGAAAGGCCCUUUUGCUGCUGUGGGGGCUACAGCAAAUGCCUUUGGAGCUGGAACUGAGGUCAGGACUCCGAGAGAUAAGUUUUUUGAUAAGUACACCCAUUGCAUGAGUGAGUUGCAUGAGAUGAGCCAGGUCUGAUAGGUGUAAGACCUGUGAAUUAAUUCCAAAGCGGUGUUCUUGUGAAAACUUAGGCCACAGACUCCCCUGAAGCAGGCUGAGGCUUAAAACAGUGAUAGGUACCUGAACAGAACAAUUUAAAGAUUUUUUUUCCAUUUGUUGCCAUCUGCAUUUAGAAACCACCUUUCUGCUAUGUGAUGCUGGGUUGAAGUAAUACGUAAUUGCAUUCUGAAGAAUACUCUGACAUAUCCCUUUCUGGCUAAACCUCCCUUAAAUGUUUAGCAUGUACUUUUUCAGAAUAUUGGCACGGAGAGCUGAGCUGAAUCAAACCCACGUACUUGCUUAUAGCAGUUUUUGCUAGUCUUAGAAAAUGCCAGGCAAGUAAUUUUGCUAUAAUUGUUUUAAAUCUUUAAACUGUUGCUAUAGAAUUUAUACAUGACUCUGCAUAAGAUCCAUGCAAGCGCCUCACCCUCUGCUAUUUUAUAUCCCCUUCCUUCUAUGGGGAAAAAGGAAGCAUUCAAGACCUUUGGUUAAAUGAAAUUUGUGUUUUAAAACUACGGUACAUGUGCAAAUCUUUGGGUUUCUGAUGCCACGCGUGAGAUGUUGUACCGGGGCCAAUCAGGCAAUAGCAGGCAGGCUACAGGUCUGGACAAAUGUAGGUGAACACUAGAUUGGACAGCACUGCUAUCUCCUAAAAUAAACUUUGCUUUGUUCACUGGC
This is a messenger RNA of Podarcis lilfordi (Lilford's wall lizard), 45387 nucleotides long. NCBI's taxonomy places the organism in Eukaryota, Metazoa, Chordata, Lepidosauria, Squamata, Lacertidae. The record is from the annotation of a GenBank genome assembly.